Porites lobata is the source of this 50391-nucleotide messenger RNA. The record is from the annotation of a GenBank genome assembly. NCBI's taxonomy places the organism in Eukaryota, Metazoa, Cnidaria, Anthozoa, Scleractinia, Poritidae.
GGUGACGUCACAAAUGUUUUUCUCCGACGCAAAAUUGAAACACGACACGAUAACUCGACACAACCGCUGCUCUGGGCCUCAGGGCUUUUAUAGAGUGUGAUCAUCUCAUGAUGAAACGUUCUAGAGUCCUCCAUCAGGCAAAAUACAUUUCCAUAUGGGUCGCUUUUUUGUAAACACGCGCGGAACUGGGAAGUUGACUCUGUUACCGAUUGUAACAAACUCACGGUAGGUACUUUGAAAAAGUAAUUGUUUACUUGAGAUAAACAUUUGAGCAAGCCAUGUCGUUAUCUCAACAAUCCGAUCUCUGUAAAUGAAAUAGAUGGGGACAAACUAAGAAAUGCCCAAAGUUCCGAGGCUUGUUCCCUUCUAACCAGUAAUAGACCUCAAUUUGUGUAAACAACACAUAAUUUGCAUUAACAUAUUAUUGUAGGCUUUUUUGUUAAAACUUAAUUCCUUCGCAAAACCCGACCAAUUGAUGCUCGUUCUCUUUGUUAGCUGACUAUUUUGACUCAAAUGUGCUCAAGAUUCGAAUUCUAUAGGCUGGUCAUCUUCUAGGUGGAUUUAAUUCCACAAAAAUCUCACACAUGUCGCAACUCGAGUGAAUAACACCAAACAUGUUCCCUGAGACAAAAGUUCAUCUUCGAUUGCGUGAUCAACUAAAAACAUAUUGCACUUUUUAAUGUCAUUUAGUCAAAAAAACUCAGUUUAGAAGACAAAAUAAGCCACAUAAUAUUGAUAUAAAACAAAUUAAAUAAGCAGUACGGUUGUCAAAAAACGCGGUAUUGAGGUCAGCCGCGAACUUUAAGUUUAUCUGAUAAAAAUUGCCAAAGUAGCUGAUAGUAAGAAAAAAAAAGAAAGAUUGAUGCUUGCGAGUUAGCACUUGUUUUCAUCCAGGAUCCAAAUAAAAAUGAACAUGAAUCGGUUAGGAGCUGAUAUAAAUAUUCUUUAAGUCAACCAAAUUUAUCUCUUGGCAGACGGGCAACACUAAUUUGGUGAGCCUUGAAAAAAAAAACUUUUAACUUCCACAUUACAGUAAAUAAUUACACAUAUGAUAAUAGGUGUACAUAAAAAACCAUUUGCAUAAAUGCUCUGUGUUAACCCCAUUUUAAAUCAAUCAUUGCUGCACACAGGGACGCUUGCUGUUUCAAAGCUCGGAGCAGAAACUCUCCAACGACUGUUCCUCAUAGCGACGGAAGAGCCAGAUAUUCUAGAACAGCCUCGACUGAUCGAACGGGUAACUUAGCAGCGCUAGCGGACAUUUUUGGCUGAAAAACGAGCGUUUUUGCUCUUUUGGAUAUUUUUGACACCUCACAUUCGUCUGUAGUCAGGUUGGAAAGAAGCGCGGAAAAGGUGAGCUGGGUUUGUUAUUGUUUUUUCUCCAAAAAAUUAAAGGCCGCAAAACUGUUUUCUUUAACAACAGUUGCCCAUGACAAGUCUGACCAAAAUAUUUAUAUAAUUUUUGAAAACGUUGAAAUAGCUAUUGUAGCAAUGUGCGUCAGCAUCAGUAGCAACUGCAAAAAAUGUUUAUUCUGCAAAAUUCGUCCGCAGUCUUAGAGAGGGCCAUACGAGGGCUAUAAAGUCACCUUGUAUAGAUAGAACUUAGCGUGAAAACUGUUGUCUUAAUGCUAACGGUGCAAAAUGGCGAGCUGUAAGAAAUUUCAUUUAGGAAUUAAGUGUUUCCUCUGCAUCGGUUAAACUUAAAUGCUCAUGACAUAUUGUAUUAGCACUGACGACUUAAGUUCUGGUUGAGAGAGGCUUUGCUCGUUUUUUCAUCGCGGUCAUUACACAAGCGGAUGAGCUCUGUAAUGCAACUCCCAAGGAAGAAGACCAAGUUUCUGUCCAAACAAACUCUACACAGCUCAGAAUUGCUGAUACUUGGCUCUCAUUUGGCAAAAAUGUCAACAUCCCACGUCAAAACUAAUCGAUAAGCUAAUACCAGACAGACCUUUAAAAAAUGCCGCUGUGUAAAUUCCACGAACCAUUAAAAUAUGAACUAGAAUCAUUCAGCACCAUUUGGUGGAAUUGCAUUUCGGAUCGUUAAGAAAAUUGACUACUUUCGACGCUUUCCUUCAAAGCCUGACUCAUUACACAUUGAGUUAACAAAGCCGAUUGAAGAUAUCACAAGGACCGAUUUAUUUUGAUAAACCAAGUUUGUCGAAGCGCUUCCGUCCGGGCGCUGUUAUUUGUUAAAAAUUAUCGCAUUCGUGCCAUGUUAUAACAAAGUCCAUUUACAUCGCCUAGAGAAAUUUAAGCGAGUUUUGUUGAUUAAAAUUUUGAGUGGACGGAAAACAUCUACUGAAUUAUUUAAUGUGGUUUCCUUUUUUUUCAACAGAUGGUCCGAGACUGUAAAAUUGCUUUGAUUUGAUUUUAUCUUUUAUUAUAUCUAUAUAUAUUUUUUUAGUGGAAAACAACGCUAAUUUCAUUUUAAAUGGCACGAAAAAAAUUAAGAAUAGAUAUUCUUCCUUUUUUGAGAAAGAACUUUUGAGUUCAAAAAUGAAAAAGUCGUCACCGUUUUAAGCCAUAUCAAGUGAAACCCUGAGUGAAACUUUGCAACUAAUUAUAAAUUAGCAUAAAACAGGGAAAACUAUGUCCUUCAAAAGCGUUUCAAGACUUUUGUUUCUAAAUAUAUCCGAUACAAAGAUUUGACUAGAAAUAUAUAAGCUCGUUGAAAGCACAAUUUGUCAUCAAAAUAUUUCAUUUUCAUCGUAAAAACGGCAAGCAGCUAAAGAAUUGUUGCAGUUCAUAGUAUUGAUUUUUUGACCAAAAUCCAAAAGUUUAAAGGAAAUGAACUCUUCAAUUUUCUGAGGAGUAAUUUAGAAAAUUUUUCAAUCUUUUUUUGGAAAAGAACUCGAGUGGGCCACAUACAAGUUAAAAAUCUUGAACUAGCAAUUAACAAUGAUCAUCGUUCUUAAGUCUCAAAAUCGAUGACGUUUUUUAAAAGUGUGCUUAUUAAGUGUGUAAAUAAGAGUACGUGAUAAAGCGUGGGUCCUUUCUUACUGCAUAUCCUUGACCCUGGAAAUUCCUCACCAAGCUUAUCAGAACAAACAACGCGUUAAAAGAAAGGCUCUCUCAUUAUUGAAAAUGUUGACUCAAUUUUUUUGUGGUGCAGUUUAUAAUGCUGUACAAGAUGGUUAUAAUUUCUUUAAUCUGUGCAGGGCCAUAGCUAGGCUUUUUAUAACAAGGGGGGGGGCAUUAUGGCGAGUGCCGAAGGUACAAACCUCGUAUUGGGAUCUGGUUGUAUCCUCCCCUAGAAAAUUUUCAAUUUGGAGGCUUCGAAACGCUAUUUUCAGCACUUGUCAUGAGAUAUGUCGACCACUAUAAUCAAAAUAAGUGAGUCUAAAGAAAACAAAUCCAUCCACAGACUUGAUGUGUCUAUCCCAACAGGUCCAAGGGGGGCAGCUGCCCCCCUUACCCCUCCGCUAGCUACGGCUCUGCUAUGGAUGAAAUCAUAAAGUGUUACCAUUCAAAUGAAAACCAAUGAGCAGUACUUUUCUGUUUUACUGUUUAUCAUGCUGUAAAAGGCGCUCUACCGUCUUUAAUCUGUGGAUGAAAUCCUAAGGUGUUAGGACCAUUCAAAUGAAAGCUACUGAGCAGUACUUUCCUGUGGUAAUGUUUAUCAUUGAUUAACAGUACCACAGGAAAGUACUGCUCAGUAGCUUUCAUUUGAGCACUGUACAAGGUGGUUCUAUCUUUUUGUUUGUGGAUUACAUUCUAAAGUGUUACCAUUCAGAUGAAGGCUACUGAGCAGAACAACUUUCCUGUGGUAUUUUGUGUUAUGCGUAACUGAGGUUACGUUGACGUUUGAGUCCGUAUAUAGACUCUAAACCUGUCACUGUUGAGAGCCGGGUCGCUGCGUGUUGCAAUCAAUAGCUGAGUUUUGCGUGCUACCAAGAUUGCUGAUAAUGUGGGCAUGACCAUUCGUUAUCUCAAGAUGUUAGUGAAAAACGUAAGGCAGUGCAGAGAUACUGUAUAGCCAAUAGCUCGCUUUUACCGUCCAAGUUGUUCUUGCCAAGGUCACAAGUCAGUUACGUAAGUUCAGUUUUAGUUUUCAUUACUUGUGCGUAUUAUACUUUUUCAACUAACAAAGUUAACGAUCUUCUAAACGAGUCUAAAUUACAAUUCAUAGAUGUGCAGAACCAUUAUUUCACUCAAAUUUUCAAACGAAAAAAAAUAAGACUGUCAUAGCAGUGAAUUUCUUAACCCUUGAGGAUCCUUGAGUUGAGCAGAUUGUAUAUAAAAGAGGCAUUGACGGUAGAAUAACAAGUGGAUUUUUGUCGCUUUUUCACUUUAAUGCUAUCGCAACUAUUUAACCUUGUCAAACCCCGUUUAUACGGACAUUGAGGGGUCCAUAGAAAGUGUCCGUAUUAACGGUACGGGGUGUCCGUAUUAAGCGGGUUGAAUUUAGAGGAAAUGUAAGGGCUUUCUUCAUUACGAACAGUUCGCGCGCUUUGUCCCCGGGGAACGAGGUAUUCCGUAUUAAGCGGGGCACUGUCCGGACACAGUAAUUUUCAUGGAGUUAUAAUAACUCCUCUAGUGGGGUUAAUUUAACUCCUUACAGUGGAGUUAUUUUAACUCCGAAAAGGAGUUUAAAGAACUCUUUUUCAGGAGUAAAAGUGACCCCAGAUAUCGAGGAGUUAAAAUAACCCCUAAAAAAGGAGUUAUCCUGUACCUAAAAUUUUUACUCCACUUUCAGCGUUAAAUUAACUUUAAAAAGAGUAGAAACAACCCGUGUAAGGAGUAAAAAUAACCACAUUUCGGAGUUCAGUAUUUUAACUUCAGACUGUGAGUAAAAAGAACUAUUUUUCAGGAGUAAAGUUGACCCCAAAUUCGAAGUUAAAUUAGGAGUUAAAGUAACCCCCAAAAAGAGGUUAUCCUGUACCUAAAAUGUUUCCUCCAUUUUUGGAGUUAUAAUAACUCCCUAAAAAUUACGGUGUAAAACGGGAUUUGACUGUAUUAAAAGUAAAUGGCAGCAUGCUAAGUACUCCAUGUAUGAUAACCUUGCUAGAACAAGACUCGAUAGUUAGAACUUUGAAUUAUCUCCAUACUUGACAUUGAAAGAAGAGGGUUAACUACUUGAGUAUUCCUCACAGAAAAAAGUAUGCGACAAAUUCGACACUGUUUUUUGAUUCCAAUUACACUUCCUACACUCCACUCGGGGUCUUUGAAUUCCAAUUUACAGCUGUUGGCUUUUUAUAUCGGUGCUGCACGGUGAGUACUUGAGAUGAUUAGUCUAAAUUCGCCAGCCGUACUUUUCCAAGGAAUCAAUUUUAGACUACUGAAAUAAUACGUACUUCCGGUUCUAGUGCUUGGACGAAAUCACAGAGUGUUAUGCUUUAAAUAGUACUUCUUGUUGGUACUUUCAAAGUAGUGUAAAUUGCCUUCAGAUAUUCGCGACAUGAAUUGAGAUUUUGCGUUGUUGUUGAAUUCGAUUCGAUCACUGCCCUAUCACAGGAAUUUGGGUUUAAACUUACCAGAUCCAUUGGACGUAUUAUAUGGUUUCUUGAUGUGCUCAAUUUGUGCUGCAGCCAAACUUGGACAGAAUUUCGUAAUGGCUCAGAGAAUGGGCAUAUAACUUACGAUCUAGUCGUUAACUCAACCUUUUCGUAUCGUCAUCAAAAGCAGUUUUCGUCACAGGAUAUGAGAGAAGUGACUGACUUGAUUCACGGGCUCCGUUCCUCGAAAGUCUUGGGAGCUUUUAGGGACAAGAGCUAUCUGAAAGGUCACAUCUCAUAAAUCAUCAGCACCUUCCAUUAUUCCGAAACCCGAAAUGUUAACGGGACUCCUUCCAUCCAAAAACAGGCCAAGAUACAAUACCGCUGUCGAUAUGACCACGGCAAUCCGUACUCAGGGUUCGGUUUUUAUUUAACUAGACAUGCACACCAGAAAGUGUAUACUGGGCUGCCAUAAAACCUAGACUAGAUAGAAAUUAUGUAUUGUAUGAAAACGAGAAGUUUACCACAACAGAAAGCUGACAGCGUAUGAAAGAAAGAAGUAACCGUGCUAAACCGGCAUUCCCGUGCCGGACACCACCCCAACACACAGGUAUCAUUCAAACUAAGCUACAAUCUUGGACAAAAUAAAUGGAAAACCUAGACUCCCCCUCCUCCCCAAAUCAAGGAUGGGAAAAUGGCGCGUUUUUGCCCUUCGCGCGCCUUCAUCCUUGAUUUGGGGGCGAUUUUUUUUUAUUUUGUCUGCUUCGACAAAAUAAAUGGAAAACUAAUUUUUGCGACCAGGUGUUAUGGGAAAAUGGCAAUUUAAGAGUGUCGUGUGCCUUCAUCCUUGAUUUGGCGUGAUUUUAUUCCUUUUUUUUUUUGUCCAAGAUUAAUACUUUCCGUCUUUUGUCAGAUUUUUUGACUGAUUGCGGGGCGGAAAAUUUUUUUUUUCUGUUUCAAUUAAAACUAAGAACAUAAACCAGGUGUUAGGAACUUGUUUAAGACGUACUGAUCGGAUUGAAAACUGGCAGAUUUUAGAUUCAAGAAACUUUGUUAUUUCGUUUCCCUCGUUUGUCGAUUUUACUUGUUCUGUGAGGAUUAAAAAAAUUCGACCCUGUUUUUGGUUAAAAACAACAUAUCCUGAAACCGGCCGUACAGCAUUCACGAACUUGGUUUUUCUGCUGUGAAUUAUCGGAUUAAAAACUAAAAGUACCCGGCAUUGAUUCAAGUUCUUGUUAAGUUCGUGCAAUCAGGCUGUAAUGGAAAUACAGAUUUUCAAACAGUACUACGCGGUAUGCGUACACUAUGUAAAACCAGUUCAUUGUAUACCGUUUUGUUUCUGAAUUGAGGGGCGAGUUGUAAUUGAACAGACACGAUUUCGUUUUUUGUUUUUGUGUGUAGUAAAUUUUAGACAGAGUAUAUUUAAUACUCUGGAGUAAAUUUUUGCGGGAAAAAUGUUUUCGUUUAAUAAUUUUUUGCGGGAACUUAUUUUUGCGGAUCGCUGAGGGAAAAAUCGUAAACAUCGUAAAAAUUAGAACCCGCAAAAAAUUCGUGCCACACGGUAUCUCUAGUUUAUCUGAACUUGUUUUAUUUUGUUGACAGCUUGUCUCUAUAUUUGAGGAAAACUUUAAGAAAAAAAUCGUCCCCUUCGAAGGAGAAAAGCUUCAGCGCAUUGGAAAUUUUCUUUAUCGCGUGCAAUACCAUUGAGCUGUAGUUAAAGCGGCCACACAAGGUUAAAUUGUCUAAACUAAAACAAACUGGUUCGACAUGGACAGAGUUUUUAAGCAAAGAAAACGUUUCUUUUUUAGUUUGUUAUCAGCAGUAUUUUUGUAAGGUCUGAUUUUAUAGUACACUGCGAACCGACCGGAUGAAAAUGAACUUUUGAACUUUUUUGAAGGGACGUCUGUACACAGGCUAGCGUGUGCAUAAGAUAAGAGUGUUCAUUCCGGAGGUCAUAUAUGGCGCCAAGAAUGGGCUCCUGAUGGCGCUUUUUAUCCCGGGGGCCCGGGGGGGGUACUUUAGAAAUUUCUGGGUGGGGAUGUGCCGCUGGUACCCUGGAACCCUUAACCUAUACUAGAGCUAGUUCAGCUGAAUUUUGCCACCCUAUACUAGAGUAAACUCCCCAAAUCCCCCCUAUCCUAGAGUAGCUGUUUUCCAUAAACUACUGAGGUCACUAGCAUAGUCUAGCCAAAACAAGCUGAGUUGUGUAAAUUUCAAAUUUCAAAUUUGAUUUUUUUAUAUGUUUGAGUGGCAAUUCCCCGUUUCCCUACUCCAGAUAAAAUCUUCAACCAACUGAUCAGUUUCCUGAAAAAUGAUACCCUAUUCUAGACCCAAACACUCUGAUUUAUAUACCCUAUCCCAGAGUAAACUGCUUGAAAACCAUACCCUUCACAGCGGCACAUACCUAUAUAGCCCAUAUAUGGCAGUACCCCCCCCCCCGGGCCCGGGGGGCAGUCCACAUAAUGACCUACAUGGGGAGGCUCUGCGCCAAAGGGGUACCUUUUUUAGGCUUCAGGUAUAAAAACGGGUAGAGAUUUCACUAGCUGAAGUAUAUGAAAGGGUAUGAAAAUGCGUCAUUUCGGUCAGUAGUGAAGGCCCAAAAGGACGUAGGCUCACGAUCACGUUGUUUAUCUUUCCUAGCAAAAAAACAUUCUUUGCAUAGCAAAAUCUUGUAUCUUCUUUAACUUUUAUUGUUACCUCGGAAUCGUUGUAAACAUGUCCGGUCAAUUGAUUUGUUUUAUACAUUAAUAACAACAGCCUCUGUAUAAACAUCUACAUACGGCACUAGAGGAUUGAUCACUAAAUACGCGAUUACAAUAAUUGCAUAAAUGAUGAUAGAAACAAAGCAAGAUAAAAUCAAUGAAAUCAAAACAAAAAUUAAAUGUAAAAGCAAGGAUAUUGUUACCUAACAGCUGGCUAUUGAGGUACUGAAUUCUUCCUUAAAUUUCACUGAUCCAGUUGCUCGUAAUGUUUACGUACCGAACAGUUUGAGUUGAACAGUUAAUUCGGGUGAUUCUUUUAGCCCCUUUAACUCAGUAGGUAGCUCACUUACUGUACAAGGUUUCCUCUGAUAAAAGAUACACUCGGAAGAGUUCGCUUGUAAAUGGGUCUCUCGCAUAGUAUAGUUCAUGAAAUAUACCACUUCCAAAAUGUACUCUUGCCAUCUUUUACUGUGGGCUUAUCAUGAUCAGGUUUACAUUCGUAUGUUUUCAUUCGUAUGCUUCCACCGACGAUAGAUUGCUAAUAGCUUUGUGUUGCUUCGAGCUCCUCGGAAUGUACUUUGCUAAAGUCCCUGACCUAUUCUACAUAUACUCUUAUAUCUUGCGCACGCGCUGAACACGCCAGAGUGCGAUUUGUGCCAGAAGGAAAAACCGAGCCCAUUUUAUAACUGGGCUGUGCCACAGGUAGCCCAGUAAUAAGUUCGUUGCGCUGGGCGGUACACAACAAAUUUUGAUAUGUGGAGGCUCCGCCCCGAGGUUCAACCCCUUACCCUUUUAUAUACCAUUUUUUACGAAAAAGGUACCCUUUUCAUCUACUUUCUAUUGACAAAUGGUACCCUUUCACAUACCUUGAUUAGAACUUUGCAUCCCUUUUAACUGCUGUAAAUGCACUGUCGUUUAAAUCAGAAAUAGGAAUCAAUCACAAAAAUAGAACGUUUUCUCGACUUUAUAAAGCCAUAAAAUUUAUCUGUUAGCCCUUUGGGCCCUUUCACAGACCUAAACUGACAGAUUUCCCUACCCUUUCGUAUACUUCAGCGAGUAAAAUCCCUACCCUUUCUUAUACCUGAGGCCUGAAAAAGAUACCCCUUUCCGGUGGAGCCUUCCUGUAUAGGCCAUUAUUAAGAGAUCCUCCCAGGGUUUGUUGUUGUUGUUGUUUGUUUUUUUGUAUAUUUUUAUUGAUAUAUUUUUUUCACAAUCGUUUCAGAUGACGUCACAACUAACGAAAUCCACUUCACCAUCUGAAAAUGGUAGACUUGGCUUUCCUAUGAGUGAUUCUACCGUAGCGUUUUUGCCAGGAAAAUUUGGCAAAGAAAAAUCUACAUCAGGAACCUGGUGUUCUAACCCCAAACUUGUUUUGGCCAUUGUGACCGUUAUUAUUCUUCUGUUAGCAUUGGUUAUUGUUCUUAUAAUUUUGUUGACUUUAAACAAAACAAAAGGUACUGUUGAGACAAAUGGCCAGCAGUCAUCUAGUUGUACCCUUUCAUACGAAGCAAAACGCAUUGGCUUGGGCUCAUUUCUUAACGAGCUUGAAUGGAGAUACUACGAGUUGAUGCCGGAAAAAAUCGGUUUUAAGACCGAUGUCACAACAGACGAAGUUCGGAAACAUUACAGACCUUACGAUCCUCACCCUAACGCCAUCAAGAACUUCACCGACCAGGUCCGAAAGCUUUACGACAGGCUGGAGGUAAUAGUCGGGAAGGCGAAUGGGUCGUUAUUAACUAUGCGCGAAAACAAGGGAAUGUAUUUAGCGCAGUUCUUGUUGAGGAAUUCUUUCGACUGGGGUCCUUACCAACGUGAUUAUUAUGCUGGUGACUGGAUGUUUGAGCCGAAUUUAUACUGCUGGCAACCGAUAUGUGACAUUCUAACAAACUUAGAGAAAGUGAUUUUAAGGUUUCAGCCGAAAAAUCUCGCUGAAAUGGAAGCGAUUGAAGAACUUCUGAAAAAGCAUAAUGAUACUAUUUCACAGUAUAUUGAGAAUCUGAAAUUGGGCGUGGCCACUGGUAUGGUUCGAUCCGUGAGAUCUUGUAAGGCCGGCAUCAUCGCUCUAAAGAGAAGGUAUUACGAUGUGGCAGUCAACAAUGCUUCAGGUAAGUGUGGGAGGCAAGUUUAAUCUCACUAGCUCCUUUAACUAUUACUCACUCCGAGUUUCAAUAAGAAACACACGAAUGUGACGUCAAUAUUUCCAACUACGUUUGAGUCUGUGGAUCGAUCGGAGUAAUCUAGUUCGAUCAUUCCCAUCCAUUGAAAGCUAUUAAUCAGAUGUAUUUUUGCUUAUUUAAUAAUUAUUAUUCCUCGAGCCCGAAUGGGAUCUGAGUCAAUAGAGUGUUUUCACAUGACGUCACGGCGGCCAUAUUGGUGUCCCAAGACAAUGAAACGGCGGCCAUGUUGGUGUCCCAAAAAAUCCUCGGGACAAAAACAACUUUUCUUAUUAAACGCUUUCUUUUAAUCCAAUUUUGCAUAGAUGCUGGCCAAAAGAGUGAAAACACUCUUUGAGGCCUGACGAAGGGCCAUGAGGGCAAGCCUAAUACCAAUUAAUGUAUGAGGCUGAGUAGGAUCAGAAGAAUUAAGCAUCGAGGAGGGUGUUAUCCACCAGUAGAUAAUUUUACAUCCUCCGAAUGCUUUAUUCUUCAUAUCCUAUCUAAUCGUUAAUUGUUUAUUAUUCAUUCAAAAUAAUUCCUAGUUUAAAAACAUAGCUAAAACAUGCUUACCUGUUAAGUUUAUCUUCGAUAGUGUACGUGUAAGUUUGUCCAGCUCCGCAAAUAUUCUCCAAAUAGCAGAUGUCGCCCUCCGAGUUGUCUUCUUGCUGUUUUUGCUAUGUUUUUAGCCAUUAGUUCGCCUAGUUCCAGCUGUAGUUUUUACUCUUGAAACGAGUGAAGUGUUUUCACAGCAAAAACAACUCAACCUCGUCCCAGGUCUUUUCGGUUAACGGUGCAUUGACCUGCAGAAGGCUGCAUUUUUGACGUAAUUUCCUCGUUAAACACAGAAUUCAUCCAAAUUUAGUAAUCAGUAACUGGUUAUGGUGAAUUAUGCAUGUCAGAAUUGGGGAAAUAUUUUGAAUGAAUAAUAAUUGUUUUUAAUUAGUAAAAUCCAACUAGUUGGUCAAAAAUAUCGAGACAAAACAACUUUAGCUAGUUAAAGCUAGACUUUAAUCCUUUUUUGCUGCCAAAAGUCGGCGCUUAUCACUACUAGUGAGCUAUAACAUAUAGCCUAGUAGUAGCUCAGCCAAUCAGAAAGUUACCGAGCAGUACUUUCCUGUGGUGCUGACGCUGUACAAGGUAGUUUUAACUUUGGAGUUUGUCGAUGAAGUACUUAUUAUUAUUAUUAUUAUUAUUAUUAUUAUUAUUAUUAUUAUUAUUAUUAUUAUUAUUAUUAUUAUUAUUAUUAAGCGUAACCUUUCAAAUGAAGGUUAUAUUACUGAGCAUUACACUCUCCUGUUAUGAUAUGUCUAUAGUCCUCCGUACAGUUAAGGUGGUUCUACUAACGUCCUUUUAGUCAAUAGAUGAAACCUGCAUGAACUGUCAUAAUUUUAUGGGUCUCUCAAUAUUUCGCGAAGUAUAAUUUGGAUUAAUAUUUAAAAUAAAAAAAAGAGAGACUUAAGCAGACUUGGCAAAAUAACUCUUUUUACAGCAGCGUGGCUAUUAAAUAGUACGGUAGCAUAUUUGGGUUCGUCAUAGACAAUGGAAUCGAAAUUGUAAUCCGUUCAUAAAUGAUGGUAUCCUUUCUUUAUUCUUAGGUAUUCUCGACGAGGGAGUAGCCAUAUCAAUUCUUGCUGACAGCUUCACUGCCAAAAUUACCCAGGACAUGAACAGCACGUGGUACAAGAGACGAGAAGAGAGCGUACGCACCUCCCUCAAAAGAUUUUUAUUGCUUUAUCUGGGGGAACCGCUGCACAGACUUUUGAGGUUCGUGAGCGCUUUGAUAAUCAGACAUUACGAUUAUCAAAAAAACCUGAUCUUGACGAAAUAAAGAUUCCGCUGUUGGGACAUUGUACAGUCAAACCCCGCUUAACGUACACUCGCUUAAUUAGGACAGUUUGCUUUGUCCCUGAGAACAUUUUCUCUAAUUUCAAUCCGCUUGAUACGACCUGUCUCGUACCCAGACGUCUCUCUCUCUUGAUGAAAAUGUGCGCGCAAAAAAAGGCGGGAAGAAGACAACUGUACCCUUUCCAUGGUCCCUUGCGGUUCAUCACCAGUCAAUCAAGUUUCGCGCUCGAUUCUACCAUGCGAAAAACGAAGCGCCUGAGUAGGAAGCUGGGGUUUGACUGUAUAACAGAAAAAAUUUCUUCAACACCGAAAAUUUCUUGAAAGUUACGCAGGGCUAUCGGGCCCAUCCGGAUCCCUUCAUCUUAGACAUUUGUUGUUAUUCGCAGCCUUGUUUUGGUGAGGAGGCAAAAUGUCGCGCCAUGUAAGGGAAGCCAUGAUCCUGGGCUUUGGAAAUCCCGAGUACAGCUAAAGGAAUCCAGAAUCCUACUAAGGGUGGAACUCAGAAUCCAGAAAGACUUUAAUCUAAUACCUGUAAUCCGGAAUCCACGAUUUGGAAUCUAAAAUCCAAGACUGUCUUGGAUUCCCCCACAUGGAGCGAAAAAUGGUCCUAUAAAUCGGGGGCAGAUGGUAGCCCUGAUCACGGCCGAGUAUGAAUGUUUAUGGCCUCUUGUAUCUUGCGUGGACGAAAGCAGGUGGUUUUCCAGGCCAAUAAUAACCAUCUCUAUCCUCUAUGUUUCUGAGUAAUCGUGCCGAAGCAAAUACCCCGAUGCUUCACAUUUUCACUAAAAUCGUCUAGCAUGGCUAAAAUUCCAGCAUCGGGUGUGGGUAAAGAAUUCCGUUUCAACUCAAAUUGUUGCCUAGUAUCUACUUUGUCUUGGUUUCUACGUCAGUGCUUGCGAAAAUUCCCAAAACUGACAACUGUAAUUUUUCAACGACUAACACCCGUGCACCAAAAGCCUUAUUAAACCAAGGCACAAGCUUGGUUCGACAAACCAGGCUUGCCAGGCUUGUGUAAAGAAUGUGCAAAAGCCUGGUUAACCAGGGUAUUUCUGGUAAAUAUUAGUAAGCUUGGUUAUUAAUUCUAACAACCAGGAAACGGACAUCAUUUAACCAGGCUCUAAAUGUACAAAAUGAACAAGGCUCACCAGGCUCAUAACCCGAGUUAUUUAAUGCAGUAAUAACUUCUCCGUCUGUGUCUCGUUACAGAUACCUUGAAACGGAACAUCUGAAUUACUGUUAUGAAGAAGCAGACGGGAUGGCAAAAUUACCGCUGAAGUCUGUUUACAUUAACGGCUUCCCAGAUCGUACCCGCGCAACGAGUGGGAAAUUGCCAAAUGGUGACGUGAUAAAUGCCACUGAGUCUUAUACCAAACUGUUGUCUUUCUUUACAAGUGGAGUUAUAUCACCUGAGGAACUUCGACAAAUGGGCAACAAAAAACUGAACGAUCUACUCAAGCAGGUUAGAGAAACACACUUUGGAGGGUGGCUCUGGCCACGUACUGGGUUCUCGGUUGUCCCGGUAGUUCAAAUCCUCGGCCACGCUUGUAUAUAGCCAACCAAUUGCCUACUAAUUGCCAGUUGAGGUUUUUAAUCCUUUUAUUAUACCUGAAUUAUUGCGGGCGACAAGAGAAGCCCGCAAUCGUAAUCUCCAGGUUGAAAUUUUGCAUGCGUCACAUGUAUGUAGCCUGCGAAGAGAGGAGGGGUGUGACGUCACGUUACCAUGGUAGCAAAAAUGUUUGGAUCUCAACGAUAGGGAGCUUAAGUAACAACGACGGCUGCAGCAAUGAGAAGGGGAAAAAAAAAACAAUAGGUUUAGCUUAGCAAAACAAUAUCUUUGCUCGUGGAUCUUAGCCGUCGUUGCACGACCUUCUACAUGAAACUUCCUAGACUCAUGCCCUCGGUUUGUAAAGUAGGUGAACAAAGCAAAACAUUAUCUUUUUCUUUUUCAAAACUUAGAUACCGUCGUUUCGAAUUCAACGCCAGAAAAUUUCGCCAACAUUUGACAAAUUAUAUGAAAUUGAAUAAGAUCGAAUGGAUAAGGUUUGAAACAGCGGUGAAUUCAUGUUUUCGGUUUGUUGUCAUCCAGAAAUUUUGCUACCAUGGCAACGUGACGUAACAACUUCUCUUCUAUAUUCUUUUGGACUUCCACUAAGAAUGAAUGGAAUGCACAGAAAGCAAUUUGACCACUCGCGAACUACCCUUUUUUGAUGAUUUUCAAAAUCAUUAUGAAAUCAUUUUGUACUCUUCUAAAUUAAACUUUGCCUGUUGAAGAAAAAAACAUCUCUUGUGACUCUAACCAGCAUUUAAGGAGCCUUCCCCCCCAUUUCCCAAACGGGUUACAACAUUUGGGAGAUAAAACAAAUUUGAUAACUUUGCAAUCUUCGAUUUCAGUUUCGUGUCUUAUUCCAAGUGUGUUGUAGAAUUUUACAGAUAUCCUAUAAGUAGACCUCGAUACACCCGAAAGGGGGUCAGAGACUGUGGUGGGAGAAAUUGAAAAUGGAAGGUUAGCAAAAGGGAGUUAAGUAAGAUAUGGAUUUAAGGUAGCCAAGGACGGUUUAUCUCUAUUAAUUUCUUCUCGUCUGGAAUAAGUUUACCCCUGCUUUUCUUUAGUGAUUGAAGACAUCCUUUCAUCAAGAGAUCUAAAAGCCAAAAGUCAAAUCAAGCUAUGUCUAAAUCUCUAAAGACAACUAGUUAACAUCACUCUGUUGAGAAUGUGGCUGCAAUUAAAGCUUCCACUUACAUUCGACUGUUUGAUGGGUAAGUACUUAUUUUUCCCUUUUGUGUACCACAGGCAAAGGAAAUUGCUCGGCAGUACACUGGAAUACAAGAAGAUAACACUGCAGUUGUAAAAUUCAAACAAGCUCUAACCUCACGUGACAUGUUCUUUAACGAUGGACCGUUUCCGGUAAAUGAAUCGGGUGAGGACGCUUACAUGAAGUGCUAUGACACACUAGGAGCGUUGAACCACUGCCCUGAACGAUGGAAAGCGUUGGAGAGAUGGGUUAACUCGACGAAGGAAGUAAGAUGAACUUGAUGCUCUAAAAGAGAAAGAGCUUGUAUUGUUUUAGCUUUAGGUGUAAUUUGAAUCUCAGCAUUUUUGUUAUACUUUCCUCCACGUUCUUGUCACAAUUAUUAGUUUGUUAAUAUUCUGUCGCACCUUUCUGGCUAGCUUUCUUUAUAAGUUCAGCGCUUUUCCAUCUUGUAUUUCACAUUUGAUAAUGGUCUUGAAAUAAGAACCGAAAUAUUACGUUUAUUUAUUUUGUGCCAAUUCUUGCUUACACUUAUAUUUUAAGUUAGCAAGAUUUGUUUCGGAGAUGUUUUUGUAUUGUUAUAUUUAAUAUUCUGUCACACCUUUCUGGCUAGCUCUCUUUUUAAGUUCAGCGCUUUUCCAUCUUGUAUUUCACGUUUGAUAAUGGUCUUGUAAUGAGAACCGAAAUAUUACGUUUAUUUAUUUUGCGUCAAUUCUUGCUUAUACUUAUAUUUUACGUUAGCAAGAUGUUUUUCGGAGUUGUUUUUGUAUUCUGUACUGAUGAUUAAUUCUAUUGCUCUUCUUUUGUUUCUUCUCUUUUUUCCACUUGCCGUCAUACUGACUUUCCCUUCAACACUCUUAAGCUCAAAAUCUCUCACUUUUCAUUUUAUAACGAAUUACCGGAAGUGCGUUUAGAAUUUCGACAAUAGCCUUUUUAACAGGCCAAUCAUGACACGUAUCCGGAAAUGCUGGGUUUUAUCAGGAGCCCAUCUCCUGGUUUUAUAAAUUGAUUAUUAACUAUAUCUCGAUAUAACGUACAUUUCGGUAUUUUUCCUUGAAAAUUCUUUUAAAUGGAGUUGUUCGAUAUAACAAACCCUCAAUACAACGAACAAAUUUCCCUUGGCUAGUUCCUUGGCACAAUCGAGGUUCAAUCGAGGUUCCACUGUAGAAGAACGGGAGAUAUUUUAAUGGUGGACAGUCAAAUGCAUUGAUCAGUCAAACUAAUGCCUGGUGUCAUCUUUACCCAGGUUGCAAAGCUUCUAAAACCUAAAAUCAAAUCACUAUUCUACGACACUGGACCUAAAAAGACAACGCCCAAAUGUGGCAUCUCCGUUAAAGGAGAAUACAACCCGGAUGUUUGUUUCCAUGGUUACGAGGUGAAUUUUGGUUGCGUAACAUCCGCGUAUCAGACAUUGCCAUUCUUUAUGAACAGUCAUGGACCAAAGUACACGCAAUAUACCACAGUAUCUCAUGAACAGUUACCAGGCCACCAUCUGGAGGUAAGUGCGGGUAAUUUCAAAAAUUCGCGUUGAUUUCUUGAAACGUUAAUUUCCGCGCCCUUAAGUAAGUGAAGAGUUAAUUUCCGUGACCUUAAGUUCCAUUAUUUUGGAUACUCAUCUGACAUUCUUAACACCUAAGGGACCGGACAUUAUUUAUCGCCUGGAGUGGGAAGGGGGGGGGGGGGAGACCAAAAGGGGGGAUCAGUCAUAACUGAGAACCCAAAAGGGGGGAUCGCUGAAAACUUCGGAAGGAUUCAGACCAAAUAAUCCGCCGUUCUCCCCCCGCCCCUCUCAGGCGAUAAAUAAUGACCGGUCCCUAACAAAGAGGAGUAUUUUAUCAGGGUGUAGAUCCGCUACGAACAGUGAAACUGCGAGUAACCCUCAAAGUCGCCAGAUUUCUUUGCUUAACCCCCUUCAUAAGGUUAGGGAAGGUACCCUAAUUUAUACCUUAAUUUCAUAUGGUAAUGUAAGCUGAUCUGACUUGAAAUCUGGAAAAUUACAGGUCCAAGGCUUCUCAGAGAAUUUUGGUGAUUCCUGCCGCGAUGCUAUUUCGUGGAUCUCUGAUGAAAACUACCUGCCUUCAUUCACAGAAGGCUGGGCAACGUACGUUGAAUAUCCACUAAUGGUUGAAGACACAGAUGCUUAUUCCAACACGCAGGAUAAACAAGUGUUAUUACAAAAAUAUGGCAUGUUGAAAUAUCAGGUGCGACACGUACGGUUUUUGUUAAAAAUUAUGUUUACUUAUUCACUAGGGUCGGGUUAUUCAAUACUGGGAUAAGAUAACCUGAAGGGUUAGUGCGAAUUUGAAUUCAUAAAAGUCUUAAAAGAAAAGUCGGUUUAAUUCUUUUUGUCUAUGACUUGAUGAUAAGAUGAGAAAAUGCUUUUGAACGAAAGCAAACAGAAAACCAGAUUAAAAUUUAAUCCUAGCUAUUUGUCGUUGUUAUUGUUCUUGUUAAUAGGCCAUUCGCACGCACACUGGCGUCAUUUUACUACUACUGCCAGAAUCCUUUUCGUUUUAUCUUUCAUGAUUAACUUUGGUUAUCCCAGCGAGGUUCAAACAACAAAAGAAAGCAAACCCUGAAGGAUUCUGGUCGUACUUAAACUGACGUCAUCGUCCAAAUGGCCUAUUGAAUUUAUACUAUCUACCUUUCUGGUGGAGAGAAGCGACGACUGGAAAUACGUCUGCGUUCGCAGGUUAAAUUAAUUUAUAACAUUGCAUUAAAACUCUUAUUCAUGAAUUUUCACCAUAGAUUCUCGCGGCGUUGCGUUCUGUCUUAGACACUGGUUUGAAUUACUUCGGUAUGACACGUCAUGAGGCAAUGAUGCUUUAUGAUGAAUAUGCUUGGGACAACAGUGACCUGGCCAUCAAAGACAUCACGCGGUACCAAAGCUCCCCUGGGACUGUAGUGAGCUAUAUGAUUGGACAAGAGACAUUCGCAAGGUUAAGAAAACAAGCUGAAAAAGAACUGGGAUCGGACUUCUCACUGAAAGAGUUUCACUACCAAGUAUUGCGCCAAGGAGAACUGCCCCUCAAGUACCUGGAGAUUCACAUUACGAGGUUUAUAGCAUGCAAGAAAGACUCUUCACGCCCAGGAUGCGAGGAAAUAUUAUCAUAGUGUUCGCUUUUUUCAGUUUUUGUCGACUUCGUAGACGUUCACUGGUGGCUGCGAAAACUAAAGCAUUCAAGCCCUGAAAGGAACUUUAAACGAUAAUAUCUGCGGUUUCAUUCCCUGAUUCAAAAUAAACAACAAACUAACAUACUGUGCUUACUAAACCAAAAGGUUAUUCAUUUCUUUUUGCAUAAGAAUAAAUGGUCAUUUUGGACUCUGCUGAAUUAAGACAACUUUUUUGCAUAAAAAAAUUGGUGGUAAAAAGAAGCAUUGAUGCAAAAAGGGAGCCAACAGAGAAGAAGAGAAUCUUCAGUCCAGGCCAUUCUGAAUAGCAUGGUAAAUUGAGUGACAACUCAGUACCAGAACCUACCAGACGGUCGCCUCAGUGCAAGGGAAUCCGGAAUUCGGAAUGCGAGAUAUAUUUUCGCUGAUGGAAUCCAAAAUCCUAGGCUUUGGGAUCCAGGAAUACAAGUACAGCUCAAAAAGAAAUCUAAAAUAUCACUUCAGUCUGGAAUAAAGAAUCCAAGUUUCAAUGACGAAGACUGGAAUCCGGCACCUGGAAUCCGGAGUACACGACGUGGAAUGUAGAAUCCAAGACUGUCCUGGAUUCCCUUGCAUGCCGCGGUCUCGUCUAGUUUAAAAUUACUGCCCAGUCGUAAAGACUGGCACCUUGUACACCUUGUACCAAUAACAUUAUAACCGGAACUUCAGGACACUACUACUCAGCAGAUUUGAAUUCAUUGAAAUGGUUACAAUUCAGAAUAUCUUCAAUAGACUCCAAAGACUCGAAGAACUACUUACCUAUCCACAAUAACGUCUGUAAUUCUUACCAUCUCUAUUUCAAUGGCUCAAUUGUUUGUAUAUAGCUACUAUUCAACUUAAGACGACCAAACCGCUUGUACUGGUUAAAAGACAAAGAUAAAAGAAAUAGUUUGACUCUCCCCGUUAUAAGAAAUUAAAAACGGCACCGAUAUGAGACUCUAAAACCAGCGGCUUUAGCUAGUAUUCAAAUAACCGGUCAUUCCGCAAAGAGUUCAGCGAGCUCAUAGAGAAAAGUAUAGAUUGAGGUUUAAAAGAAAUUCCUACAUUCAUUUGUGUGACUUUCCCUUUGCUACAACACAAACGCGACAACCCGGGUAUGUCUGCAACUUUAAAUUAACUUUGCAUGGUUCCUGUAAAAAGAUGUGGUACUGUAUCAAAAAAGAAUUACCGUUGUAUGAGUAAACUAUCUGGUUAAAUCAAGACUUGGUAAUAAAUACCGCUGCUCUGUAUGCUUAUGCGAAUUUUGAUCUCUCAACAUUGAAACUUUAAUAUUUAGCAGAAUAUAUAUCUGAGAAAUCAUUUUCUUCAUUAUUUAGCAUGCUGUAUUUGAAUUUCACCAGUUAGCUACCGCAAAAUUCCGAAAAUAAGCCCCUUCACAUAACAGCCCCUCUAAAUAUAAGCUCCCCAAACUCGUAACGCAAAAAUCCUUCCGUUAAAUCUCCCCUCCAAAUGUAAGGGAGCUUGUACUUGGAAAUUGCCCUCAAAUACAAAGUCAAACGAAGAAAACGGUAAAUGUCCUUCCAAGAAUAGCACUGACCCAAUCGAUUUUGAAACGCAAAUUUCCCUCCGUCAAAUAAGCCCCUCAAAAAGGGCCUUUGAAAAAUAUAAACCCCGUGGCUUAUUUUCGGAAUUUGGGAGUAGUCUAUUAAAGUUAUAACUAAUUAAAAAUUCUUAUCAUUCCUAUUAUGUAAAUAGACGGCAAAUUUGUGAAUAAUAUAGUACUUAAGAUUUAAGGUCAGAACCACCUCUUAAACCAGAAAAACCAGAAUAAAAGUAAUGUUCUGCUCAGUAGCUUUCAUUCGAAUGGUCACACUUCAGAGUUUCAUCCACGGACUCAAAAGUUAGAACAAGCUUGUACAGCACAAUAAACAGUACCACAGGAAAGUACUGAAAAAUAGCUUUUCUUUGAAUGUUUACAAUUCAGGAUUUCAGCCACGGACUCUUAAGCUAGAACUAUACGUUGCACAGCAAAAUACAAAGCACCACAGGCCUGGAAAGUAUUGUUCGUAACUUUCUUCUCAGGAUACUGUUUCAUGACAGUUACAGACUCAAACGUUAGAACCACCUUGUACAGCAUUUAACAAACACUACCAGCGAAAAGUACUUCUCAGAAGCUUUCACCUGAACAGCUGAAUACUUAAUUAUUAAUACACAAAAAUCAACCACCCCGCUCCAGAAAUAGAACUGCUCGGUACCUUAUAUGUGACUUUUCCAACCGGCAAUCCAACCGAUAUUUUGAAUUUCAAUCAUUAUGCACUCAAAAAUAAAGAGAGGCGAGAAUGUUUUGAAAUUAAAACGCCUUCAGGUAUGAUUCAAAGUUAUUAAAUUCAAAUGCGUAGACAAACUGCAUAACCCUUUUAUGGACUCUUUUAUCCUAACUCAACCUAGCAUGCAAACCCGGCCCAGAUGCAUGAGUGUAAAUAAAUUUGCAUCUGUGCUCAUUAAUUGAGUUAGUGUUCUGCAGCGACACAUAUCUACUUAAGAACAGCUUAAUUGUACGUCUUCAUCGAAGAUCACGAACAACUAUAUUUGAUACUUUGACUGAAAGACGAGAAGUUCCCCUAAGCGGAUUUGAGUGAGGAUCAGUUAACUAGAGACGUAAUUACUACAAGACUCAAGGAGAGGGCUAAAGAGGUAAACAAAGCAUUCCGUUAUAUUUACAUUAACUUGAGGGUGAACGAUGAAACGCAAUGUCCCCGGAAAACAUUUUCGUAAAUAAAGCAGACAAACUUCUUUCAUAUAUGUCUCGAACGGUAACGAACAAUCGUUUAACUUUUCCAUCGAUUCUUUUUCGUAGUGUUUUUUUUCUUUAAUGAAGAAAGGCUUGUUCUUUAACAAAUCAGACGUUAUUGUUCUUAGUUUAGUUAAUGGUAUUUUUCACACCAUGUCUAGCAGAUUAUAAUGAAACCCAGCUUUACGAACACCCGCUUAAUAUGGACACUUCUAGUCAUUAUUUCGGGCAGUUUGCUUUGUCCCGCUAAAUACGGUCAUCACGUUAAUAUGGACACUUUUUAUGGUGGCCACUUCAGGGUCCGUAUUGCCGGGUUUGACUGUAGCAGCAAGAUUGUUUUGAUCACCUGUUUGAUUCACUUUGAUCAGUUUUAAGCGCUGAUAGAUGCAAAUCGUGCUUAUCAUCGAGUCGUAAUCCAUUGGUGGUGAUAUAAGCUCAGAUUGAAAGUCGUGCUCCGAGCCUUUCCGCUCAGUUUCAUCUGCUUACAUAACAUCAACAGAAAUCUGGAUAUAUUUUGCAUAUCCUUCUAAUAUAAAGCUAAGGGAACACAGAAAUAAUGAAUUGAUGUAUUGUUCCGCAAGCCUGCAAACGUCAAAAACUGUUCUCAAGACUUUUUUCAGGCAAAAAGAGGCUUAAACAGUAUUUUAGUUAACCACUUUAUAGUUGCUGACUCAUUGUUUGCAAACAGCUCUAAACUUGUUCCCCAUGCAGUGCAUAGUCGCAUGAGCAGGCAAUUAUGACAUAUCCAUAUGUAGCACCAACAAGUCUGUAGUAUACGUCCGUCUAGAAAGAAACUACGUUAAGAACGAUAUUUUCCUUCUACCAACUCACCCACAAUGGCGUUUACGAAGUGAAUAUUUCUUUUGGUUGAGUAGUUACGUGAGUGACGAUACAAGGGCUACGAGAUCGAGUAAGACUGCCGCAGCGGCCGCAAGCACAAAUUUGAAUUUUCGAGCUAGUGAUCUCCCCAAACCUUUCAUGUUCUAUCUCGUGCUUUUAGUUCAGUCUAGCGAUACCUAUAUUGUUCUCGAGUGGACGAAAAUCCCUCGGAAUCGUAUGGGCAAAGUCUUUGCAACCUUUCAUAACUAAGAAAGUAAAAGCAGGAAACUUUAGACUGUCUUGAUGGCCAUUAAGGUGGCUCGCACCACUAAUCACCUAUUUGACGGCAUUCCUUUAAAAGGACAGAUUAAAAACGCAGACUGAAAGCCACAGCAGAGCCUUUGUAGAGUUGGUCUAUACAAUGAAUGCUUGACUAAAGUUUUCUUUCGUCAAUAGUAGUUACCGUGGCAACGUAUCUUGAGGAUUAUUUAAGCCUUCCCUUCAGCUUCCAGCGCUGAUACCUCGAGAAUCAAGGCGGAGAUGCUUUUUUGUAGCAUAGCUUUAGGCAUUUGAAAAGAAAAGUGUACAUUGAUUUUUUUAAAAUCCUACGCAACGGAUUUCUUUCUUUCUUUUUGAAGUUAAAAACCGUUAAAAAGGGUGAAAACUGGUGAAAGCAACCUUAAAAGGCUUAAGACUCCUAAAAAGCUGAUGAGGCUGUGUUAAGGAAGUCGGAGCACAUGACAGAAGCUCAGUUUCUGUAGCAUGUCAUUACCUGACCCAGAAUUAUCUCAGUCUACUCCGCCCUGGAUGGGAUGUCAAACAUCACAGGAUUAACCUCACAAUCAUGUUAUCUGCAGGCCAGUAGAUCUGGUAAAAUACGUAACCGUUGUCCGAAAAUGCGAACGUUUGGCUUUUGAAUAGGGUCGCGCGUCUCCGGAAACUCUCGAUAUUAAGGCUCCAUUUCAACACCCGAUUAGUUCUAAUCGUGGGUAACUGUAAACAUACCAUACUAAUCCUGGAUUUGCGACAAUCGGCAUUCAAAAAAACUCGACUUUUGCCUAACAUUUAUUUUUUCACCGCCAGAGUUCUGAACGUUUUCCGUAAAACGGUGGAAAUUAAUUAAAAACGGUGUGGCUGAUUUGGAUCCCCACCUGUGCGGUACCUAAUUACACAACCGCGUAAAAAGACAAGCUGGCUGGAGCGCAUUCUUGUCUAUCAGAUUAAAAGCAAAGUAAAGUUUUGGCCUCGCCUAAAAUAGUCUUUCAAAUGGCUCCUGAUGCGGAAUGCAAUGCUCAUUCAUUCAUUUACCCAUUCAUGUUUAUUUGCCAUAUCACACAUCAUUACUGCUAACAAUGAAAGUGUAUUAUAAAGAAAGUUAAAGGAAGCAGAUGGAGAGGAAACCUGAAAGAUACAUACCACGGGGCUGAUAGAUAAUCAGGUUUCCUCAGAACUAAAAAUACGCGAGUCUAAUAUGAUAAUAUAGACCAGCAAAAGUGGUACAAGCUUUUACAAAAAUUAAAGUAACUAAAGCUGAAAGCAAUAUUAAGUUAAUACCUAUUGAGAUGCUUUUUCUAUGAAAAGGUCAAGUUAUCUUAGCAUUCAGAGAAUUGUAAAACUAUAGACCUUGAAAAUAGACGGAAAACUGCCUGGUAUUGGUUCUGCAUAGCAGUAAACGAAACGAUUGAGCACAUCUUGUGUUUUCACGAGAAGCUGUCAUUUGUAUAAAUCUGGCAAGGCCACUUUAUUGAGGCUCAAACGAUAAGUUUUGUUUCAUUUUACUUCACUCACAGAUUUCCGAAAACUUUCCUAGUGAAAAUGUACGAGAACGCUUACGAGAACAGAAGUGCAUCAACCAUUGGAAUAGUUCCUCAGUCUGGCCCGAGAAAGCUCGAAAAAUCUCGCCGAUGGCUCGUCAACCUAUUGAUCAUCGGUGCUCCCAUACUGCUAUGCGCGAUUUUACUGCUCAUCCUUUUUCUAGUCCCAGGCCCUGAACGAAAGACACAGCUGGCUCCGACCCGCUGCAUUCUUUCUCUAGAGGCGAAUUCAUCGCAAUUCUCCGCAAUGUUACAGAAAAUCGAAACAACGUUUUUCCACGUUCUUCAUCCAAGGUUUAUCUAUGCAAGGCCAGGAGUGACUCCAGAAGAAAUUCGGUCGGUUUUUCGUCCUUGGGAUCCAAGCCCGAGCAAAAUGAAGUCGAGAACUGAUGAGGCCAACAAAUUGCUUGAAGAAUUAAACGCCCUUAAGAUCAACAUCACGCUUUUGAAGCUGAGAGAAAGAAAAGCCCUCCAUGUGGCCAAGUCCAUUCUGUUAAAUAAUCAGGGAUGGGCACCAUAUGGUGCUAACUAUUACGCCGGCGAUUGGAUGUUGGGCCCCAACUUUUUUUGCUGGGAAAUCAUAUGUACAGUACUCUUUGACCUCAACGUUGUCAUUUCUCACUUUAAGCCCAAGAAUAUCAGCGAUCUGCGCAAGUUAGAGGACAUCAUCAAGCAGCAUAACGAAACCUUUGAGAGGUAUAUUGCGAAUUUAAAGCUUGGCGUGAGGGCUGGGUUUGUCCGAUCCAAAGAAGCUUGCGAGGGUGGCAUCCACAAUAUGCAUUAUACGUUUUACAGAAAUAUUGCCCUUGGCAACGAAACAGGUGAGAAUAAUUUUCCGCCGUUUGCAUUCUGCUCUUUUCCUUACAAUCGUAGCAUGGCAAAGGAGCAGCGCUUUAUAGCUUUUCAAAAAGACAGCAAAAAGCGUGAUAUAACUCCUUAAAAGAAAAUGAAAGAAAGAAGGGAAGUGGGGGAGGGAGGGAGGGGGGGGGGAGGCGCCAUGGAAGUGCUGCGUCCAGGGGCGCCACGAGUCAAAGGAGACUUAUUCAUUCUGGCUUAGAGUUUUAAUGUUGCUUGUUCGAGCCAUUAUGUUUGCGGUCUAGUGGCUGAUAAACGUUGGUCCUGUUAGCUUUACCUCGUUAAUUCAGGAAAGGUCUUUAGAAACUUACAGUUCUCAAAAAAGUAUUUUUUUCGCAAUCAACAUUUUUCAGAAACAACUGGCUUUUUUCAGAAGUUUGUGAACAGUAACAAAUUAAUUCGUAAAUUAAUGCCUCCACCUCGUUAGGAAACAAAUUAAUGAUGCUCUCAUAAGGGCAACGAGGCAAGCGUUGAUGCGAUUCAGGUAAGAUAUGUCACAGGGGCGGAUCUAGGGGGAGGGUGCAGGGGGUGCGCCCCCCCCCCCCUGAGAUGACCUGCGGUUUUCUAAUACAACUGGUAUUCUGCAAAAAAAAGACUGUGGUUUAUUGGUGUUGAAGUAGAGCAAGAGACGAGUGCACCCCCUCCUAAAAAAAAUCCUGGAUCCGCCCCUGUGUUAUGUUUCUUCAAUGUAAAAUUCGAUUUCUUUUCUUAAGGUGUCUAUAAAGAGGGUUUCGCAGCGACAAUAGGCACGUCAGGAUUCUUCGAUCAACUGUCCAAGGAAGAUAACGAGACUUGGAAGGACGAGAAAGGCCAGGAUGUACUGAAAUACUUCAACACUUCACUUCUCACAUACAUCGGCAAACCGGCCUUGAAAAUGCUAAGGUUUGGAUAACUGCCUUUAGCUAGUGUAUGUAAACACUUUAGACUGAUAUUUUUUCCUUAUUAUAGGAUAUAUAAUUUUCGGGCAGGUGUUAUGCUGUUGUUUUUUAAAUGAUGGGUAUCUUGAUUGUCAUUGCAAGAUAGUCAUUGCAAGUGCUGGGCGCAAGUUCUAAAGUUAUGUCAAAAUAAAUAUGUUGGAGUAUUUUAAAUACGCUUCAAAUUUAGCUCGAAAGACAUUAAAAAGACAGAACAGCCUCUUUUCUAGAGGCUGAAAACAUUAAUUAUCCAUUAAAUAUCACAUCGUGUAGCACAUCAUUUUUUUUUCCGGCUUGUUAGUUUGCGUGUAAUUCUAUUCUAGGGUCACAAAUUUCAAAAACACUUGAGUAGCUUUCACCUUCCUGCCCCCGGGUUGUUCAAAUCAUGGAAUAAGCGCUAUCCAGUGGAUAAAUCAUUAUCCAGAGGGUGCGUAAUCCAUUGGAUAGAGAUUUAUCCACUGACGCAAUCAAUCCAUUUUCUGAAAAAGUAAUGAGAAAUUCCAGUCUGGGGGUAAGAAAAAGCGGCAAAACACUUCUUUGAUAUCAUGACAAAAACAUGCUCGUAACUGUACUCCAACAGAUAUGUGGAGGGAGAACAUAAAAGUCACUGCCCCACCCCGGAUCUGAGUGCAGGUCUUCAAAAGAUGCCUCUACCCUAUGUCUACAGCGAACAGAUUGCAGCGUGGAAUACAACCGUACCUACUACCCCGAGACUGCCAAGUGGUGAGGAACUUGUGGGAAGUAAAAGUUAUGAAAAACUCAUGAGGUUUUUUACUACGUUUGAUAUCUUACCGGAAAAACUGAAAGAGAAAGCUUUGGAACGUCUUUAUGACCUUAACAACCAGGUAUGAUUAAAAUUGUUAGUUUUAAAUUUGUCGCUGUGCACUGAUUCCGUGCAAGCUUUUCAGGGUGCUGGAAUUGCACAUUAAGUCUUGAGUUAUCUGUAUACGUCGUUUUUAUAUCACUUGCACGAAAUCUGGAUAUCUGAACGGUAAAGGGAUAACUAAGAUAAAUAUUUACCAAAUGUCAGUGAACAGCAAUUUUCGCGGGUUUUGAUUGGCUCACGUAACUCGGAAUAUCCUUGGCAAUUCACUGUUUUGCGACCGAAGCCAAGAUGGCGUCUCGUUUCCAGACAUUUCCGGAAGACGAAAUUUGAGCGGUAAAGGAAGCGGUCGUACAAACAAAUACAAAGAAAGAGACGAACUUUGUCUUGUCCCGGGGGGCGGGUACUUUAGGACUUUUUGGGUGGGGAUGUGCCACUGGGACCCUGGAACCCUUAGCCUACACCAGAGUUAGUUCAAGUGAAUUUUGCUACCCUAUACUAGACCAAGAGAGCUCUUGACUAGACUAAACUCCCCAAAUUCCCCCCCCCCAUCCUAGGGUACAUGUUUUCCAGAAACAACUGAGGUCACUAGCACAGACCAGCCAAAACAAAACCAAUUUGAUUUUUUGAUAUUCUUGAGUGGCAAUUCCUGGUUUCCAUGGUCUAGACUAAAAGCUUCAGCCAGUUGAUCAGUUUGAAUGAAAAAUGAUACCCUCUUCUUGACCCAAACUCCAAACUGUCUGAUUUAUAUCCUACCCUAUUCCACAGUAAACUACUUGAAAACCACACCCUUCACAGCGGCACAUACCUUAUUUUCAUUCUCAAAUUGCCACAAAAUCGUAAGAAUGCACUUGACAAAACCCCCGAAAUGUUUGUCUAAAUUGUAAGCAAAGUUCCUACUAUUAAAGUGACGUUUUUCAAUUUACAAAAAGUUACUUUUUAUCCAAAUGAUUUGGAAAUGCUAAACCCGGGGGGGGUAUUCCCUUAUAUAAGCGAUGGAGGUAUGUAUCGCCCCAAAGGGUAUGUUUUUUGCGUCUUUUGGUCUGAAAACGGGUAUAGAUUUUGCCCAUUUUGGCCCGGACUCGGGUAUGGUUUUCGAGGGAACUACAGGUGUGUAUGAACGUAUUUAUCUUUUCAAUUCCAAAUGAGUAAGAAAGAAAGAGAAGUAUGCGAAUUCGAAAUGGAUUUGAAGAAUUUUUUUGUCUCUGCCCUAAUCUAAGUAAUGAUGACAAAAUUUCUGCCUAAAAGCCAGGGGCCCGUUUCUCGAAAGUCCCGAUAAUUAAAGGGCCCGGUAAGCCGUUGCCGUUUACAUUAAAGAUCGAGGUUUCAAUAGUUUUGCAUCUAAGACGAUAAAACUAUCAGUUAACGAAACAAAAUUGAUUAGUUUGCUAGAGAGGAACCUCGCUCUUACUCUUCAUAUUUCAAUUUGAAUAUUUGAUUUCGGGCCCGAAAAGUUACCGGGACUUUCGAGAAACGGGCCCCAGGUCUGAGAGGUUGCGACAAUGCAACAUCGACCCAGGGGAUGUUUUGUGUCCAGCGGUUUUAGUGAAAACAAGGGUUUAUAGGAGUUUCUCAGUCUCGUAGGCUCACAAAACCUCCCUUAGAUCGAUCUUAUUUUGUAUUUCCAGCUCUUAAAAGGGUAUGGAUUUUAGAGGUCUGGUCUGAAAACGGGUGCGGAAAAAGACACUUUUUGGUCUGAAAUAGGGUCAGGAUUAGGGGAACCGGGCGGCACACCCCCGCCAAGAAUUCCCAGGAGUACCCCCCUGGAUGCUAAACCUACAGUAUCCCCCUCCUGGUCGGUGUACAGUGCUAGAUAUAAUAUACCCCUACCCUUCGCGCCUCGUUAUUUACCCGCCACUAUUCACUUCCCCUUCAGGGGAUAGUUGUGUACUAGUAAAACAGGUUCACUUUCAAUAGGCACUGAAAAUUAUGAGCCUUUCCUCAGAGACCCCAGCCCAAAAUGCCAGUCCAAAACACACCUAAAAGUUCUGCGAGAAAGCUAGAAGUCCAAACUUUGUUGAAAUAUUUAAACCUGAUCGGGUCUUGUCAUCCCUUAAAAUUUUCGCGAAGAAAAAAUGAGACUAAACAAAAUCAGUAUAAACACUGAAUACAAUCAGUGAUGUAGGUAUUAAUUUCAAGCAAACUGAUUGGUUCGAUGUCUCGGGUUAAGCGGGCAAUAACAUAUUAAGCUUCUUUGCUGUUUUGGCUCUGUUACUGUCAGCACCUCCGUCGAGAGCGUCAGAGGCUCUACAAUUUUGCCUCAGGUAAGAUUCAGACUUUUGACACCGACUUCAAAGUUUCCAUGAUGACAAGACUGAUUGCAGAAACUAUGAUUUGGUAUGUUUGAAAAAUCUGAAAAGAUCUAAACUUUGCGCAUGUAUUGUUUCAUUACAGCUACGUGCGCUUUUUAUUUUUUAUCAAGCAUGACUUUCCAGGCAUCAAUCAUUUUUAAUGGCAGGCUGGUUUCCUAUGCGCUCGGUCAUUUUUAAGAAGGCCUCGGAACUCGUUUAGGCAUUUUCCUAAAGGUACUGUUUGGCUGAAUACAUUACUUAGUCUUACAACACUUACUGAUCAUGGGAUAAAUAAAGGUGGAAUUCGCCACUUAAGAUUGACAAGAAAGGAAUUGUGCGAAGGUGAUCAUCGCAAAGACUUUUGGGAUAGUUACUGAGGCAAAAGGAAAAACUUGACCAAUAGCUGACCCGCGUGUUCCCAGUAACAAUCCCAUAAACAAUUUCGCACCGCAUUUGGCUCCAGUCCCCUUCGUUGUUCUAAAGUGGUGAAUUAUUCCCUCGCUUACUUUUUUACAGAAUCUUUUUAUUUUGUUUUGCAGACUAUGGAGCUAGUUAGAGAAUACACUGGCAAGAAUGAUGACAAUGAAGCUCGGGAUUUAUUCCGUACUGAAAUUGAAUCUGUGGGGAAUUAUUUCAACGAAAAAAGUUUCCCAAGUAAUGAAUCUGAGAACAACGCUUUCAUAAAAUGCAUUGACGACGAGAGUGCUAAAGCUUAUUGCCCGAAGCGAUGGGAGGCCAUGCAAACUUGGAUAAAUAACGUCAGAGAGGCAAGUGACAAAUAAUUUAAGAGGAAUAUUUUAUGAAAUAUCUAGCUAGAUCUUUUAAUCUUUAACCUCAUAAACUCCAAACUCUGGUUAACCGAAAGUCGAGACCCCUUGCGAAACGUGCACAAAGACACAAAUUAAACACACUCCCGACAUCAAAUACUUUUAAUGGAAAUUCCUUCACAACCGUUGUAAAUUUUAUUCUUAGCAAAAUAUCGUUGCUUUCUAUCUCCGUAAUCAUGAACCUAAUUAAACAUAUGGGUUUGAGAGGAAUGAAAUCAUAUUGCAUGUACGUCUGUUGUUUAGUUUUUCCUUCAUCUUUUGGUAGAUUUGGUAUUUUCGCGGCAACUGGACAAACUAUAUAAAGAAUAACUCUCAAUUUAAUGGCUGAAAGAAAACUGUAGUUAGUCGUUAACAAAAUAAUGAUAUAAAUGAUUUUUUUUGCAACAUCUAAGAAAAACCGUCAGUGCACAAAACACAGUUAAGCCUGAUCUCCAUAUUAUCUUCCGAUCGUCCCGAUCGCCUCAAAAGCAAGAGACGUGGACUCGCCAGCGAUGUCUCUGGGUGACACAAUAUAAUUUUGGCGCGUGUUUUGCAAACAAGCUAAACAUGAUGAUGAUUUUUAUUCGGAGAGCGAACCUCGCGCCUUGCUGUGUGCUUUUUCUCUCGAUUUUGCGGCGUCGAAAAGUUAGAAGAGUUCCAAGAAGACAUAGGAUCACGUCGAGAAGUUGAUGUCACGUGCUUUCUCUAAUUUCAAAUAGCGCCCAUACGCCGGGUGCGAACAUUUUCGUAUUAUUUUUUUCGACUUCAGCGUCAUCCAGGCCGAAUUUAUUCUAGAUUACUGGAAUAAAAGUGAUGAUUUCUGGAAUAGCCUUCGAUCGUUCCGAUCGUCUCAGUCCUCUGAGAACGUUUCCAUAUGAUCGCUUCAAAAUUUACGCGAUCGUCUCGAUCGUCCGGAUGGAACUCAACUCUAUCCAAGCGAUCGACGUCGACUCAGUCGACCGGGUCGUUUGCCAUCGUCCGGGUAGCGUCUCCAUAUGAUCGUUUCGAUCGUCUGAACAUUAUUUGAGACGACUGGCCAUGGCACGAUCAGGACGAUCCUGACGAUCAUGUGGAAACCAGGCUUUAUCCAGCAGGAGCUGUGUGUAAAGUAUAGUUUCAGUUCUUUUUGCUAAGCUUCAUUCUCGUUCUGAUUUUCUUAACAGGUUGAGAAAAAACUCCAACCGUUCUACAAAGAUCUGUUCCAUACGGAAGGUCCGAAAAAUUGUAUACCCAAAUGCCCUAUGGACAUUGUACCUUUUUACCACCCCGAAGCUGUUUUUCAUGCCUACGUUAUUGGGAAUAAAGACUGUUCUAGGAAAGCAAGUCAACAACUGCCUUUCUUUACAGAGAAUUUUGGACCAAAAUGGACCGAGUAUACUACAACAGUGCACGAGAUACCUGGACAUCACAUCGAGGUUUGAUUAUGUGCUGAGUGGUAGAGAUUCUCGGGGAUAAUAGAGUCGGGACGGGUUAGGGAAGGAUCGGGACGGGACGAGACGGGAUGGAAAAAGCGAAAACUUUUAAGCAGUGCGCAAGAGCCCCAGACAUCACAUAAAUGAUUGAUUAAGUGUUGGGAGAAGUUCUUCGGGAUAAUAGAGGUAAUAGGGACGGGACGGGAUGGGACGGGGAAGAGGCAAGCACUUUUCAGCGGUGCGCAAGACCCCCCGGAUUUCACAUUGAUGUAACGUUAUGUGCUGGGAGAGGCUUUCGGGUGAUAAUAGAGGUAAUGGAGACGGGAAGGAAUGGAACGGGGAGUGGCAAAAACCUUUCUUUAGUGCUCAAGGUCCCUAGACAGCACAUUUAUGAUUGGUUUAGUGCUGGGAUGAUAAUGGAGAUAAUAAGGGCGAGAUGGGAUGGAAUGAGGAGAGGCAAAAACCUUUUAGCAGUGCGCAAGAUCCCUAAACAUCACAUUAAUGACUGGUUUAAUGCUGGGAGAUGUGUUUCGGGAUAAUAGAGAUAAUGGGGACGAGACUGGAUGGGACGGGACGGGAGGGGCGAAAACCUUUCUUCAGUGUGCAAGAUCCAUGGACAGCACAUUGAUGAUUGGUUUGGUGCUGGGAGAAGUGUUUCCGGAUCAUAGAGAUUAUAACGGAGACGGAACGGGAUAGAACGGGACGAGGCGAAAACCUUUUAGCAGUGCGCAAGACCCCUAAACAUCACAUUAAUGAUUGGGUUAGGGCUGGGAAAAGUGCUUCGGGAUAAUAGAGAUAAUGGGGACGUGGCGGGAUGGAACGGGAGGGGUGAAAACCUUUCUUCAGUGCGCAAGAUCCACGGACAUCGCAUUCAUAAUUGGUUCAGUGGUGGAAUAAGUGUUUCGGAGUAAUAUAGAUAAUGAAGACGGAACGGGAUGGAACGAGGAGAGGCGAAAACCUUUCUGCAGUACUAGUGUGCAACGUCUCUGGAAAACACAUUUAUGAUUGGUCAAUGCUGGGAGAAGUGUUUCGGGAUAAUAGAGAUAAUGGAGACAGGAGAGGAGAAAACCUUUCUGCAGCGCGCUUCUCUGGACUGCACAUUGAUGAUUGCUUUAGUGCUGGAAGAAAUGAUUCGGGAUAAUAGAUAACAGGGACAGGACGGGAUGGGACGGGGGAGAGGCGAAAAUCUUUCAGCAGGGCGCAAUUGAUCCCUGACCCGAGGUUUUGGCUUAGAACCGGAGAAGAUACUCGGGGAUGAUAUAGGGACGGCGAAGAGCGAAGACUUUUCAGAGACUGAAAUUGUGAUCCAUCUGAGAGCCUUCAGGGGCACCCAACGAGGAUAUAGUUCAAAACCACUUAACAUACCAUUUUUGAACGUAUUUUAGUAUUUAAACGGUAGAUAUAGGCACAUUUUUAUCCCCUAAAAACUUUUCAUCUGUUCGGAUUUCCUAGCUGAAAGUCUAGUGAUCCGAAAAUUAUAGGGAUCAAAACUUACCUUUUCGAAAAUUUUAGCCAGAAAAAGGCUCCCGAAAAUUCUAGGUGGCCUUUUUUAGGGUAAAUAUCCGUUUAAAAUGGGUAAUUAUACCAUUUUGUAGAUGUUCGAAAAUCCUAGGAGAGGCAGGCAAGCAAGAAAUUUUACAACAAAUGUUCCGAAAAUUCUAGUUCUCAAAUCGUCUUCCGAACAGAUAUUUUCCCGAAAACUGCCGUUGGGUGCCCCUGAGCCUUUUGAAAGUAUGAUUAGUUAUUUUCCAAAAAAAGAAUCAUUAGAGUUUAAAACGUACCACUAGUUUGCAAAUGCUCUCGAGGAAGCAUUCGUCCCUGCUUCGGAAAUCAACGAUGACUGUACUUUACCCGGCAAAUGUCUUUUACGAGUUAUUUGUUUAAGUCUUGAAAUUCGUUUGUUUAAUUCGGUUUUCGGGGGAUUAUUUGUCUUCUUACAGGUCCAGAGCUUUACAGAGUAUUUCCAAAGUGACUGUACGGAUUCAAUAGCAUGGCUAAACGGUCCAAACUAUUUCACAGCCAUCACAGAGGGUUGGGCAGCUUACAACGAGUAUGAACUGUUUCCAAAUUACACUACACUCUACAACUGGGACUCCAAUCAACAAGGCCACAAAGACAUCAUGAAACAGAAGUAUGGCAUGUUGUACUACCAGGUACUUGAGACUGUCAUUAUUUAAGACGAUCUUUGACAAAUUUUUGAUACAUCAGUAUCAAAUUAUUGUGAAAGGUUUGAACCCCGUUAGAAGUCAUUUUAUAGGUUGAGUAUUGUAUAUGAUCGUCCGGGUGAACGUUGUCCCGUGAACAGGGCUGGUUGUUGACAGUGGCUGACGUUUCGACAACCUGUGUGUUAGUCAUCUCCAGAGUCAAAGUGAGUUGUAUCACGUCAGUCGAUGCUAUAGGAAACAUCACCGUUUACAAAUAAUGUUUUUGUUCUUCGACUAUGUUACGGGUAAAGAACAAAAGAAUCUUUUGAUUCAAGAACCAAUGCGCUUCUGGUUGAGUAUCGUUAUUAAACUCUGGUUAUUAACCUGAUUGGUCAAUUAAGUCGCGAUGUUUUUGGUCGUGAUGACAGUUUUGCGUCAAUAAGACGUUUGUACUGGGUCUAUUGGUGCCGGUCUGUUGACCAUGAUUUAGCGGCUUUUGUUCUAGGUAUUAACCAGCUUUCUAAAGUGAGUAGUUGAUAGUAGUCUGUAGAAUGGGUAAUGACGCAGAGUCCCGGUGGAUUCGAUGUUUCGUCUACAAAUAUUAAAUGAGACUUAAAAACUAAUAUAUCAAUCCCCACUUAACAGAUAUUAACAGUGGAACCUCGAUAAGUAUAACGAAGGGCCAAGGGGCUGGAAAAUAUAUAUGCAACGAGGCUUUGCUGUAUCGAGGUUCUUUUAAUCCAGUGACACAUAUUUCUCUAAUACCGGGGUAAAGAAUAUAGUUCGGUACACGGAGGGUCUCGUUAUACAAGUGUUCGUCGUAUCGACUUUCCACCGUGUAUAACUUUAUAACGUUUGAAAUACCUUACAUUUUGGUACUAAAUAUCCUAUGGGAUAAGGUCUGUAAGGAGGAUAUUCCUCUCUCUCUACCUUUUUCUCUUCUUGCUAAAUACAGUAACAAUAAUGAAAAGUUUAUGGCAUGAAUGGCAUAAAUCGUCCAAAUUCAAUUUAGAGCUAUAUUUUGUAUGAAUUGAUAACAAACAUUGUUUUCAUUUUUUGGCAGAAACUUCACGCCCUUCGUCCUAUUGUCGACAUAAUGUUCCACUUUGAAGGCACAGAUAUGUCGACAGUCCUCAAUUUGUACAAGCAAUACGUAUGGGAAGAUAAUAAUCAUCAAGUCAGGAAAGAUAUCGCCCGCAUUCUUAGCACCCCUGGAUUUGUAACGAGCUACAUGAUUGGUCAAAUGGAAAUAUCACGUGUCAAAGACAAGGCCGAGAGGGAGUUGGGUCCAGAGUUUUCGCUGAAGGAUUUUCAUUACGAGAUUCUGCGCGAAGGAGAGUUUCCGCUGGAAUAUUUGGAAGAACAUAUAACAGAAUACAUUGCCUGCAAGAAAAAUCCCAAUAAAAUAGGAUGCAAUGAAAUUCUGUAAUAACUAAGUUGACCACCAAAGCACAAGUUCAUAACAAUUCUCUUUUUCUACUUUACUUUAGGAUGAUGUUUGAAUGAAUUUUUUGUGAAACGUACGUUUUACAACAGAUCAUCGUUGUCAUAGCAGUACGGCAUACAGCUGUAUAAGAGGCCAUGUUUUUUAUUAUAACCAAACAAUGAAAUUUCUUUUCCUUAGGAAAUACGCCUCCCCUUUCUAAGGUUUCCAAAAUGAUUUACCAAAAUGAUCGUCAUGUGCACACAUAUUCCUAAUUGCUACAGCGUUUGCCGUAUGGGUUUAACCCCUCUGGCUGUGCAGGUAAUCAUAUUUCAAAAGUAAAACCGUCAGUUAUCUGUUUUAAAGCAAUGUUGUUUUGUGUGCCACAGUUUUAGACUUAGAUAGUCACAGUCAACUUUGGGACCUCGCUGACGUGGUCACUAGUUUUCAAAAGCACGAGUCGGAUACAUUUAGAAAUCCGCUUCAAUCUCUCCUAGUGUCUCAUUUGAUCUUCGAUAUUUUACUCAAAACCUGUUUGACCUGUUUCUGAGUAGUCUUUUACAGUAUGAACUGCAUAUCUUGUAAUAUGCAAAUUAGCUAAGAAAUGGUAUCUAAUGCGCAUGUGUAUCAGCUGACUGUGUCCAUUAAUUUUGUAACAAAAAGAAAGAAAAAGACAAGGAGGCAUUUGAAAUUAAAAAAAAAAAAACGUUUCCUGGAGCCGUGGUGUGGCCUGCAGUGAACACGCAUGGUAACAUGAAGUACAUUUGCACAUCGCUUUCUGGGGUCCUGCACUAGUGUCUAGGUGUUUGGGGGUGCUAUUAGACAUGUCGGGUAGAAAAUGCACUAGCUAAAGUGUCAAUUCUCCCCUGGCAAAACUACCACUUCUUUUUCACCUUUUUCCAAGCUGCGGAGCCGUGUCCCAGGCCGAUACAUGUGCUAAGACGACCAAAAGGACUGCAAUUUGUCAGCUAAAUAGGGGGACGGAAAUAUAUAUAUAUAUAUAUUUUUUUUUGUAGGGGCGCAAAUAAAAACGGUGGCACUGAUCGCAUGAGAGUAGGACACGCACGAGAAGAGAGAUACGCGCAUGGGGCAGAAGCUACUACUCUCGAGCUCGCGCUUGUCUUCAGCUACGCGCGAGAGCUCUCGAGCUCGCGCUUAUCACUUAUCAUGCGCCGCACGAGUCUAAAAGAAAAAAAACAAAAACAAAAAAUGUUCAACCAGGUUCAACUUGUCUUGCACUAUUGCUGCAAUACGAGUUAAAAAGCAGUGUCACGACGCGUUUUACCACCUAUGAAUCAUCAAACCUGUCUUGCAACAAAUCGUGUUGUGGCAGGUUGUGGAAAUUUGUUGCAGGAAGUUAAGAUAGUAGUUUUACUUUUUGCAACAAAAUUUGUACAUGUUGUGCGUUUUACCGGCCCACUGCAAAGUUUUUUCGCAGCGAGCGACGAAACUCCCCUGUAUGGCUUGACUCCCGCGUAAUUGUAUCCAAUCAGAAGUCUGUACACGCGCAACUCGCAACAACCGGAUUUGCUGUAAAGACUGUGAGGUUUGAAACUGGGUGGUAAAACGCAGCAUCCCUUUUUAACUCGACAGGCUAUACUUUGCUAGACUGCAACUAAACUUGUUCCCAGGGUUCUCUUCGACUUUCUCGCUCCGAAGAAAGAGUAGAAACCAGUGACAAGGCAACCUUGUCCCCAGGGCUUUUUCCGAGGUCGAUGACAAGGUUGGACUGCGGAGUGAAAAACGUUUGCUUAUUUGUCGUCCUGGCUAACCGUUUUUUGGCCUGAUUUUUUCUCACCUUUUUUUAAAAAUACUAAAGUACAUUUAAGUUGUUAAGAAUUUAUUUGAUAGUUUGUUAAAUAAAUUCUCCUUAACUCCCGAGGUGUUUAAUUUAAUCGAAAAUCCAAAUCCCAUGACUGUGCAUUGUAUUUUAUAUCAAUAGCAGUUAAACAGUGUAUCAUGCCGUGAAGCAUGACCGCGCGGGCCGAUAUCUCAUUAUAUUUGGAAUGAAACGCGUACUAUCAAUAACUAGUUACAUCAAGCACCAGUCUGGUUUCUGUAAAAUAUACGAUGUUAUUUUUCGACGUUUCUUCUGUGUGACACAUACUACAAAAGACAGUGGAAAAGAAUAUCAGGUGGGUUGACGCAGCCAAAACGGUGUUGUCAUAGUAGAAGUUUUUUAGUACAAGCUUUGAUAAUUUGUGAGAUAUUUCAAGCAUUUCUAACAUUUGAACAAUUCCUUUUUCAAGGUGUUGUUAAUUUUCCCACAAUUGUAGUUUGCAAACGAAUGUUUCUUCCAAAAGAUACUCUUAGGAUUCAAGUUUUCUCUCCGUUGCAUAGUUGGACCUUCGAUUGAGAGUUUAAGGCAUUUAGAUGCUAUGAUAAUUGAUGGAAUAUGUUACACAAGGAGCUCCACUUGAAAUAAUAUUUUAAGACCCGUACAGGCCAAGUGAGUUUUAGACAGUUUCUAUGCAGUAGCCUUUUUGAAGAGUGUUCAGGUUCUGUUUCCUUCAAUCACCGCAGAAUUUACCUCGGAAGUUUUUUGAGACGGACGAUCUGAUACCCCCGCUCCCGCCUUUCGCAAGCUAUAAGUAAUAUUUUGCUUUACGUCUUCCACGUAGUCGUUACUCUAGUGUAGCUAGAGAGUUUUUUUCCAUUUUUCAGCUUGUUUCAAUACAGAUUAUCACCAUGCAUAGAAAAGCUCUCAAUAAAACUACUCAACAUACAGUUGGCGAUCGUUUAUCAGUUUUGUGUUUGGUUUUCGUGAGUGACUCUCGAUGGAUAUUAAAACACGUCGAUUAAUCGCAUGGUUUUCUACGCACUCUACAUCCCAUACAAUGAUUUUAAAACUGGAGUUAAAGGCAGCAAUGAAUUGGGAAUCCUCUAAGUGAAGAUAAAGCACAAAGUUAAGCUUAAGGUUUGCUCUCAGUUAAAACGCCUGACUCGAUGUGCUAAUGAAAAUGGCAAGUACUGACGCGAAACGGAAAAACUCUGUUGUGUUCGAGGUCCAACGAUGUAAUUUACAUGUCUGAAAACGAAACAGUUGGGCUACCGUAGUACGCUGUUCUUAGUUGCAAAUGCUACGCAAAAAGACAGGUUCCAGGUUUUUGUACGAGGUCUUACUCUAGAACAGCAAUCUGAUCACACUUCUUCUUGAACUUUACCUUUUUAUAAGUUCUUCUUAAGUUGUCUGUUUGUCGUGAAUUCAUAGUUAUGUAAAUUUUCGUAUUAGAUUUUAGUUCCCUUUAUACAUUCUGACCCUCCAAACAUCUAUCGUACAUCUUGUUUGGAAAUUUAUCGUCAGAUUUAUCACAAUAACCGGCAUGUCCUACACGUAUGGCCUCAGUCAGUUCUCUCUAGUGAAAAUCAUGAUUUAUAAUCUAAGUUGUGGCUGCUAUUUGAAAUUCAGAUGUAAAUUAAACAAUUGAAGGGUUUUGUUAACGUUUGUCAACAUCCUUAUCCAUGAAUUUUCAUCACUGAAUUAGGACUUCAUUCUACCAACCUAAUACAGCGUAGCAUUUAGUGAAUCUUUGAGUAUUUUUGUAAAUGUUUAAAGUUCUGAUCGAUGUCUCACCAAGUUUACACUUUCUCGGCAAGAUAUUCUCAUAAACAAACAACGACAAAGUGUUCUGCAAUUUACGCGUUUAAGUAAACUCAACUUUGGUAAACAUUUGCUAUAUAAAAAGCAAAUUUUGCGGGACACGCAAAGCGGAAUGAUUCUCUGUUUAUAUAACAUUUCUGAACACUGAAAUGAUUCGUAUCCGGUUCUUUUGAUCCCAAGCCAGCGAGCAGGGGACUGGAAGCUACCCUCACGCGGGCUUGUGCUAAUUGAGAGUUUACUCAUUUGGUUUUCAACUACACCUACCACUGAAUGGAGAAACUAUUAAAAACUAGAAACACAAGCACUACUUUUUAACUUUAUCAUGUCCAAUCAGUUUGUUUUCUUACAUGUAGCACUAAUAGUGUAAAACAAAGACUGUUUUUAUAUACAACUUAUAUUAUGCCAUAUAUAAGGGAUAGAAUUGGGUUCUGGGUUUGCAACAACAGCCGUAACCAGCUCCUUCCGUGGCAAAAGAGAGGCAGUGUGGCCUACUCAGGCCGAGUGGGUAGCGCGCUCGCAAUCAGGCGGUCCUGGAGUCUCGCUCGAGUCUCGCUCUGGCCACUUGCUGGAUUUGUUCUCGGUUGUCCCGAGUUAAAAUCCACCCGGCCACUCUAGUAAAUAGCCAAGUGGUUGCCUCCUGCUAGUUGGGGCGAUCUCAACAGCAACCACAUCCUCGGAGGCCCAGGGGCAGUUAUUCGGGUCGAUAAAAUGUUCGUGGUGAAAGUUUUCUGUAAGAUCGAUCUUACAGAAAACUUUCACCACGAACAUUUUAUCGACCCGACUAACUGCCCCUGGGUCUUCGAGGAUGCAGCAACCAAAUAUGUUGAAAGAUGUUGGACCAACAUCUUGGAUAAUGUUAAACACGCCGUUAACGAUUCAAUUCUUCAUUGCAGUGAUCCCGUCAUGGAGAAUGGUGUAAAGAAUAUGAACUCCUCCUCAUUGGCUGUUAACCCUUAUAAGUACAACAACAAAGAGCCGAAGAAAUCCAGAGACUGGCGUGGUCUGUUAAUGAUAAUUGUGGCUCCACUUUUUCUUUGCGCAAUUUUGUUGAUAAUAUUCUUUUACGCUGUAAGAAUUCCACCUGUAAAGCCUUACACUUCCCUCUGCCUUGGAUCAGCGGAGGCUAACCGUUCAAACCUUACAGCGAUGUUCAAAAAGAUAGAACAUGUCUAUUUCCACAAGCUGCAUCCCGAGAUGAUUUACCAGAUGGCAAAAGUCACGCCCGAGGAAAUCCGAAAAAUUUUUCGGCCUUUUGAUCCAAAUCCCGAAGCCAUCAGGAAUCGAACCGAGUUAGCCAAUGAGAUACUUAACGAGUUAAAUUCCUUACAAUUUAAUACUUCGCUGCUUAAACUUAGAGAACGAAAGGCAGUUCAUGUGGCUCGAUCGGUUUUACGUAAUAACUUUGGCUGGGCACCUUAUGGACAAGACUACUUCAAUGGAGAUUGGCUCUUAGGACCCGCUUCGCAUUGCGCCAUCCCUGUUUGUUCUUUGUUAAUUCAUCUGAACGCCGCGUUUUCUUAUUUCAAACCGCGUAACCUGACUGAGCUGGAGAAACUAAAAGAUAUGUUUGAAGAGUACAAUCGAACAUUUGAGCGGCAUAUAGAAAAUUGGAAAUACGGAGUAAGGGCUGGUUACGUCAGGCCACUAGAGGUGUGUAAAGCUGGUUUGCAUCAGAUCAAGUAUGUAACGUACAGAGGGAUGACCUUGAAAAAUGAGCGAGGUAAGUGCUCAGUGCAUAUAAAAUAUGUGUUCACAUAAUUCAGGCAGUUCAUGAUUACAUAGCGUAACCAUUUUUAGAUCAAUAGAAUUUUUAGAAUCCCAUUUACGGCAGACGGCGAACUGAGUCAAUUUGUACUACGUGACCAAGUUUCCCCCUUACUUGUCGUUUACUGUUGUUUAAUCUAAGUACGCACUUUUAGAAAUUUUGUGUCAGGUUCACCCAUUAGAAUUAUCUUGGACAGGAGCACACAACCAGGAGAGAGUAACUCCCUUUGGCCUAUUCAACGGCGUUUUCAAAGAAGAGUUUAUUUUUAGAUGGAUUUUCUGCGUAUUUUGAAUAAUAUUAAAUAGAACUUAAAAAUCAGUCAUCAAAAACCGGGGACUAUGCGCUCCCGUAUUGUAUAGUUUUCUGUUUUCUGUUUUUUGUUUUUUCUUUCUUUCUUUCAUACUUUUUAAUUUGAAAAUCGACUCAACUGCGAUAUGCUCGAGUGGUCAAAAUUGAGAAGCCUGGAGGAAAGUCGUAAUCACAAUUCUCACUCCAUUGUCUCAUGGAUAAGAUUGACGUGACAUUAGCCAUUACUGGUGUCACAUGAAUUAGUUGGAAAAUUUGUACCCAGACUCAUCCAGGCUGACUUGAACUUGGCGGUGUCUGUUUCAAAAACGACUCGCGCAUGGGCAAAAAUUGUCUUAUUGUCACAAAUUAUUCCCCACAGAAAUGUCUGGUAACAUGUAUUUUGUUGUCCAAAUUGUUGACUUAUCAUUUAUGUUUGGCUUUAAUUUCAUCUAGGGAUUUACGAGGAGGCAUUCGCUGUUACUCUCAUGAAUUCAAGCUUUUUUGAUCAGUUGUCAGACUCCGAUAACAAAACAUGGAAGGAACUGUACAUUCUCAAUGUGAAGUCGUACUUUAACAGAUCCCUUAUAGAGAAUAUCGCCCAACCAAUAUUAAAGAUGCUAAGGUAAGGUCCAAACUGCUCACAACCCAUUUUUUUCCUCGAGGGAAAGCGAAGACUGGGUAGAGUUUGUGAUCUCUUGCGGACUACAUAGCGCUCAGUUAACUUUGGGUCCCGAUUGGCCUGUGUAACUGUUACUCGUAAUUCUAUAAAUUUCGGAAAGAAUUCGCUAACUUUCGGAAGUAAUUGGGUCACAAUUAGUCAUGGAUAUUGACCAACGUACCGCUCUCGUGCAUGAUACAAGUAACUUUCUGUGUCAAUGGUCCAAGUUCGGCAGCUUUAGAAUUAUGCUUAAUUUUAACGAACUUUUUGUUUAUUCGUUCUACCCAAAGGUACCUUGAACAUGAACACCUACUGAACUGCCCAACCGCACAAAACUCUAACAACGGACUUGGAAGUCUGCCUCUAACUUCAGUAUUUUAUAAUGACGUUGUUGAUCCGGCCACGACAGCGACUGGAGAGCUACCCACCAAGGAAAAGCUAAGUGGUGCUAAGACUUAUGAGAAUUUAAUGAGAUUCUACACUUCUCUGGAAAUAUCACCGGCUGAACUGAGGCAGAAGGCCACUAAAAGGCUGGAAGAGUUGUACAAUGAGGUGACAACAUAACUAAAAUUCUAAAAUAGUUAUACCUCAAGUUUUCGUUUGCAAAAUAGUAAACCAGCCGACUGCAGGAAAGUACGGCUCAUGUGGCGUUAUUUUAUUUUAUUUUUUUGACAAGUGGUCACACAUUAGUAUUUUAUUCACGGACUGUAGAGCAUAAUAUACAGCACCACAAGAAAGAACUGCUCAGUAGCUUUCAUUUGAAUGGUCACACUUGAGGAUUUCAUCCUCAAAAGUCAAAAGCUAGAACUACCUUAUACAAAGCAAAAUAAUCAGCACAACAGGAAGGAACUGCAAAAGUAUUGCUUUAGUAUAGCUUUUUGUGCAAUUAUCACCCCAAGUCAAACGACUUCUCUAUCACCCACAGACCCAAAAGCGAGGACAGGACUUCCUUACAAAACAUACACUCCGACAUUCGGCUCCCUUGACCCCAAAAGCCCAUGUUCGAUAUAUUACAAUUCUAACAUGACUCCGAGGCUUUAGCGACAAAAUUGCAGUUUUUUCACGACUCCAUUGUCUCGCAAUUCCCAGAAUUGAGGGACUUGAGAACAAAAGAAAACCAAACCAAAUAUAGCAAAAUGACCAAAUAGCCUCGGUGUCAUGUUACAAUUUUAAUGUAUCAAACGUGGACUAUUGACUAUGACGGCGAAAGGGGGUUCCCUCAACCAAGUAUCUAUACAUUUAUUUUUCUUUAGGCAAUAGACAUUGCCAAAAGAUACACCUUGCAACAAGACAACACCACCGCCAUCGAUCAGUUUACGCAGGCGCUGAACAGACGAGACAUGUCUUUUAACGAAAAAACGUUUCCUAGCAACGAGAGUGAUGACGAUGCAUUUAGUAAAUGCCUGGAUGACGAGAGUGCGCAGAAAUAUUGCCCCGAACGAUGGAAGGCAAUGCAAGCAUGGAUAAAGAAUACUGUCAGUGUAAGUAGACUAUAGACCAGGUCUCAGUUGUUCAAAAGGGGGAUAACUCUAUCCACUGGAUGAAUCGGCUUUCCAGUGGAUAACGCGAUCGGUUCCCAAAUACUUAAUAUAUACUGAAUAGCAAUUUAGCCGGUGGAUAGCGCUAUCCAAGUUAACACUUCUUAAGAAAAUUCACUUUUAAACUAGUUAUAAAUUGCCCGCGAAUUUUGUAGUUUUUUUUAAGCCUUUCACUGAAAUAAAAGCAUUUGUGGUUGUCCACAUUCUCUGUCUUCCGCUCUGAAGAAAGUCCCUGGAAUUGGAGGUUCUGUCAACAUUUGUUUUUUGAUGCGUUUUUUGAUUGCAGACAAUGAGCACGAUCAGACCAGUUUUGGACCCUCUAUUUUACGAUAGUGGCCCGAAGCGCUCCAUCCCUACCUGUCAAAUUGAAGUUAUUCCAUGGUAUCAACCGUACGCCAGCUUUCAUGCCUACUAUCCUGGCUCUAAAGACUGCACGAAAAACUCUUCCCAGGCGCUGCCUUUUUUCUUGGACAAAUUCGGCCCAAAAUGGACCGAGUAUACCACCACAUCUCAUGAACAGUUACCAGGCCAUCAACUUGAGGUUUGUUGCGCCGUCUUUUACUCAUGCUGGUCCUUUUGUACAAAUAUAAUGUAAGAAAACCAUUUCCCUUUUUCAAUUUUACCAGGAAUUGAAAACAUAUCCUUCAACUCCAGGCAAGCGCGCCCAUUAACACGCACAUAUAUAUAUGCCCGUGCUUACAUGAACAGCUAAAAUACAGGAAAAAAAAAUUAAUUCCUGAAAAGGCAUUUUUUUAUAAUUAAAUCGGGAUGACUGGUACAUUUUUCUGACUUUAUUGGUGUGUUUUUGCAUAGUUAUUAGAGCGAGGAGACUGGUUAUGAAAGCCGGAAAAUUGAACGUUGGACACGGUCAAGUCUAAAAAAGUUAACAAAACCGAAUUGCAAAAGAGACUAACGGGAUUCAUACCCAUUCCACUUUGAUAACUGUGGUUUUUGUUAGUAUUUCUUUUAUUCCUUUAUUAUUCCAUAAUUCUGAUGGCGUCACUAGCCUUUUUUCCUCGUAAGCACUGUACCUCACUGACAACACUAGAGAUGCGUAUUAAUUUACUGAAAAUGUCCUGGCUGCAGAAAAGGUUGGGAAAGGCCCUAAAUUUAAUUUUUUUCUGGGGAGCAUGCCUCCGGGUUGGGCCGCCUUAGGCACUUCAACUUUUCUCCCCGCGUCCGUAUACAAUAUGAACCCUCAAAAUCUCUGGUUGCGCCCCUGCUGUACUUUCACCUAUCCCCUGGUCAUGAUGGACCGUUCGGGAGAAGCGCCUUUUGACUUUGUUUUCAGACUCUCUCAGGGCUUCGCAAACCCUCCGCCCUGUCCAAUCAUGGCUCUUGACUCUAUGUAAAAGUAGCAGCAAAGAGAUUUCAAAUGAAUAGCCCAUUAUUCUUUAUAGGAUACUAUCCACAGACCGGGCUCGAAAUUUAACACUUUGCUAGGCAAGUAUUUCACCUUAAUUGCUUGGAGGGCUGCAAGGGGGUAGUACGCAUCGCUUAAAAUCUUCUAAUUUCAUUGGUUCUCCAUAACACACAGCUCCAUUGUUGUAGGGAUACAGUCAUUGUUAUAUUUCUAUGUCUAUUGUUUUCAUAGCUAAUUAUGUAAAAGUCGUGUUGAGACGCGAAAAGUCUUUGUGUCGUGGAAAGAGGAGAGACGGCUAUAUUCGCAGGCUAUACAUGUUAUCGUCUGGAAGAGGGCGUAUAUUCCCGAAAAAGAAGGGACUUUUUGAUCCGACAACGCUAUGAUACCAAAAACGUCGCAAACAUUUCGAACAAUAGUACAGUCAAAGCUCGUUAAUACGGACACUUAGGGAAGGGGCCAGAGAAAUUGUCCGUAUUAACGGUUUAAUUUAGGGAAAAUUUGUGAGCUUUCUUUCCCUCAGAGACAAACCAAACUGUCCGUAUGCGUUUUGACCAGUGGCGGAUCCAGGGGAGGGGACCGGAGCACCCGUCCCCCCUCCCCCCAUUUUUAGAUCAGACUGAGACCCAAAGGUCUCCUUAUCUCAGGCUCUGGAUGACUGUCCCCCCUCCCCCCUUCCCCCAACCCCCUUAUCUGAAGGUCUGGAUACGCCACUGUUGACUGUGUUUUCAAAUUCUCUUUAGCUUUGCUUACCUAAAUCUCUGCAACUCUCUGCCCAUUAACCUUAAGAAAGGAACAUGUGUAACCUCAUUUAGAAAGGCUAUUCAUAGUCAUUUUUUAACGAGAUACAAUGACGUUGAUCAUUUUAGCCAAGAGACUAUAAAGGGGACAGAGAGGGCAUCCCCCAUAUACACCCUAUUCCAUAGGUAAUUCGUCUCGAGUUAUUUUUAGAAUCGGGAUAAAGUUACCUCGCGCGAGACGUGGAUGUUUCGUGGAGGUUUCUCGUGACCAAAGGCCGUGCAAAACAUGUCGGGCGAGAGGCAAUGAAAGCGUAAAAAGAUGGAGAUCAUUCCUGAAUAUUGAAGCGAAAUGAGUCGGCGCUCACCUGGGAAAAAGGAAUCGCUGGACUCUUUGACAACCCGUGAAAUCAGUUUAACUAGAAGUUGUCGUAACCUCAGUGCUUUAAUAAAAUGAGAAAUUUCGCCGGUCUAUUGAAACCGGUCGUUUUUACAAUUUAGGGAGUUUAACAUCCAACGACGCGGACGACAACUAGAACGUAAAAAAAACAAUAGUUUUAAUUAGCAAAACAACAACUUCGCACGUGCAACACACUUUUUUGUUCAUUUCUUUCCCGUUUUUGCACGACUAAGACGUGAAAAUGCCUAAUUUCGCGUUUUAUGGAGGACAUAAAUAAGCAAAGACGAAAUUUUAUUUCUCUUUCUGAGCUUGAAUAUGGUCCCUUGAAAUUCAGCUUUAGGAGGAUUCGCCUACAAUUGAAAAAGUAAGUGGGUAGGAAUAAUCGCUAUAAAGACUGAAAAAAAUAAACAUCAAACCAGAAAUUGCUCUCUUCAAACUGUAAAUUAUAAAUGAUCCUGAGAGAAUAUUCAGUGUGUUAAGGAUUUCCCUGCUCUACUGUUAGCUCUAUACAAGAGAGGAAGGGCGAUUCUUUUUUAAUUUCGGUUUCGCUGACACAGCUUUCGCAGAAAUCUCGCUGUAGUCGUUUUCGUCGACAAAAGGAAUGGCAAAAUCGCUCUCCGCGUCUUCCCCCAUUUUGUUCUGCGUCAUUUCGUGAAGGACGCGUGGCUCUCAGCGUGGGUCAUCCACGCGGAACACAUUCGCGCUAUGUGAUUGGCUGUCGUCUAAUCCCCCUUGAGAUCUGUGGUGUUAAAAAUAACUCGAGACGAAUUACCUAUGGAAUAGGGUGUAUAUGGGGGAUGCCCUCUCUGUCCCCUUUAUAGUCUCUUGUUUUAGCUUAAGAGAAACUUAAUUUUAUUUCUUAGUUUUAUGCUGAUACGGCAUUUCACAACCUUCCACUCGCUUGACCCACCCUAGUUGUAUUCUUAUUGAAAUUUUAGUUUGUAGAUAUUCAUUGUAAGGAUAUUUUAUAAUGGUAAUAUAGUUUUUACUCUUUUUAGUCUUAUUCAUAUAUAUACUUAUAGUUCUUUUUCUUUAAAGAUAUGUAUUUUUAGGUACUUAAUUUUUUUUAUAGUUUUAGUUUGAGGGCCUCUAGUUAUUGAGUUGAAGUACUGUCCCGUGUUACCCUCGAUAAAUAAAGUUUAUUAUUAUUAUUAAUAUUAUUAUUAUUAUUAUUAUUAUUAUUAUUAUUAUUAUUAUUAUUAUUAUUAAGACUUCACUUUCGCUGUAGCUGGUCUACAUCUGCACUCUUCAUUUUAGGCCUAGAUUUUUCAUAGUUCUUUUUUUCUUAGAAAUGCUUGAUUUUCCUUUUCCCACUCUUAAAUUAUUCACAAUUGUAAACAGUUUUCGAUCGUGGACAUAUAUUUAGUUUUUAAUUAGUAUCUUAGAGUUCUGAAUUGUGAAUGGGUUUUGCCGGAAAUUUGUAUUCAUAUAAUAUUGAUGUGGACGUUUUAUUUUUAUGAAUAUUUUACGGAAGUUUUGUGUGUAGUUUUUAUAAGAUUUCUAUAACAUUUUAAUAAAGAAUUUUUCCUUAUUAUUAUUAUUAUUAUUAUUGUUAUUAAUAACUGGUGAAAAUUAUCGUCCAGAUCUUCUUUUCCUAAUCCAAUCCAACUGCCUACAUGUUCUAGAAUGAACAAUUGGUUUCGAGUCUUCCUUAACAACAAUGCAGUGCGUAAAAAAGAAAAAUAUCUGAACUUGAUCAACGAAAUGAGUAGAAAUCACAGAUGUGUGAGAUUUGUAGAUCUCUCCAUGAGCUCCCUUGGCGUUUUCUCCAAUGAGUGCUCCACGUUCUUAGACAUGAUGAAUGACAUUGGCAUUGACAAUUAAGCAGCAACUUUAUAUAAUCAAGAAAAUGAUAAACAUAGCCAUUAGAGCAACAUAUUACAUCUUUUGUUGUAAAAAUAGGAAUUGGGAUAGCCCAGACUUAAUGUAAUUUUGAUUUCUUUUCUUUUUUUUUUUGCUUUUGUUUUGUUUUGUUUUUUUGAAUAAUCCAAUCUCAAGCAGCAUUUGUAAAUUGCCUAUACGUAGCGAGAUUUACAAUCGUACAUUCAAAACACAAAUAAAGUUUUUUCCAUUAUUAUUAUUAUUAUUAUUAUUAUUAUUAUUAUUAUUAUAAUCCACAGGUUCAAAGUUUCAUCGAGUUUUUUGAAGACAGCUGCACGGAUGCAAUUCACUGGCUCAGUGCAUAUAAUUGGUUUCCCGCAAUGACGGAGGGAUGGGCUACCUACGCUGAGGGCAUAUUACUUCCUUUAAAUACCAACCUAUACACUGACAUUUCAGACAAACAGAUACUGCUGCAAAAGUACGGAGUGAUCUACUAUCAGGUACAUAUGACACUUUUACUCUUAACUUGCUUUACUCUGGGUAGCCUCCGGCCCCCACAGACGUUCUUUUGGCUCGUCAAGCAAUCCUCAGGAACGCGUCACAAACUCCUAAGAGGGCGACUAUAGUCUGGGUGCGUUAAUCCCCUGUUUUUAAAUUCAUUAAGGGGGAGUAUAGUUAAAGCAUUAUUUUUCGUAUAUUUCCGCCCUUUUUCUUUAUAUCAUAUCUAGCCCUUUAGUCCUUGGUUCAAUAAUUUUUGGAACAUUUUAAGAUGAUUUUUCGAAUGUUUUUAAUCUAUACGAAUUGGAGGAUGUUAAAAAUUUUAGAAAAUUGGAAAAUAUUGGAUUUUGAGGUUGUUAAAAAUUAAAAUAUUAAGUGAAUAAUUGGUAGUUAAGACAAGUACCAGAUAGUCCACCACCACAACAACAUGCAUCUGAGCCCAAAGUGGACUAACUGGUUUAUAUGUGUAUACCUUUUCCCCUUGAUUUAUCUCCUUCACAAAUCACCAUCUUAACCCUUUCACUGCCAAAUUUAGCCAAAAGCAAAUUUUGACCAAAUUUCCAAAUUUCAUUUUGUGAAAUUUUGAAAAACAAAUAGCACCGUGUGUGAGUACAGGCAGAGAGUGAAUGGUCACAUCAUAGGAUUUUGUCUACAGAAUCAAAAGUUAGAGUCACCUUACAAAACUCCAUCAAACACUACCGAUUCACGGCAAAUAGACCUUGUUCAAUAUAACCGCCAUUUUUGCACGCGCUUAAGGCCUCAUACGAGGAAAAACAGGGUCAAGUGGUUUCUCAGUGGGCAAAGUAGCCUGUUGCAGGCUCUCAGGUAUUGCGGAAGACGCGAAAGUGAAAGUGAGAGGCACGCGAAAAGUUGGCGGGGCGGGAAAAAGGAAUGGAUAGAUCCCCAGUUUCCUCCAGUUUUAUUUUCGUGUUCGCGCUUUCGCAAUUCAGCGGACCCGACUACCGCAUUUAUGCGAAUAAGAGCCCAACCCCGAAUUAGCGCCCACCUCGAAUAAGCACCCAUCCUAAAGGCAGAAAAAGGUCAUAAGCACCCAGCCUCGAAUAUAAUGUCCCGGCAUUUGUUUGUUUUCAACAGCUUUUGGCCGCUCUCCGAGCAGUGGUGGACAUCGAUCUCAAUUAUUACGGUAAAACUCGAGCACAAGCAAGACAAUUGUACAAGAAGUACAUCUGGGAGGACGACACAGACUUUGUCAAGAAAGACAUCAUCAGAAUUAUAAGCUUGCCAGGUUUUGUAACCAGCUAUAUGAUCGGCGAGAUGGAGAUAACGCGUCUCAGAGAUUUGGCCAAGAAGGAGCUUGGUACGGCAGUUUUCACGCUGAAAGACUUUCAUUAUGAGGUACUACGGCAAGGCGAGUACCCGCUUCCUUAUCUUGAAGAAACGAUACAGAAUUACAUUGCCUGUAAGAAGGAUCCUACAAGAAUUGACUGUAAAGAGUUCUUUUAGCUUGUGUUUGAAGAACCAAAUUCGUCUAGUUCGGCCUAUGUAACUGCGGAGCGAAAAAAAAAAGGGGGGCUAAAAAUAAAAUUGGGCAUUCCAUUUUUUUUCGUACCCCCCCCCUCCCCUUCACUUCCCCUUCUCCUCCAAUAAGCAAUAAAAGGUGGCCCCUGUCUUUUUUUAAGACGCCGACAACAUUUUGGACCCCUUGGAUGCAAUCCUCAAUGGUGCCGACAACACAAACCACAUGGGAGGGGGUGGGGGGGAGGCAGUGCGGCUAGAAAAAUGAAAUGUCCCAAUCCAGCCGGUUAUGUACGUUGUUUCUUUUUUAAAAACAGACGAGUCAACGUUUAUUUGACCUUUCAAAAAAACAUGUUUUUAAGUCCUAAUCAGUUGACCGCCGGAUUCCGGAAUCAGGGAAAAUUUUUGCUUGUGGAAUCUGGAAUCCUCGAAAAUUUGGCUUGUGGAAUCCAGAAUCCUGGGCAUUGGAAUCCGGAAUACAGCUCAAAGAAUCUGGAAUCCCACUGCAGUUUGGAAUUAAGAAUUCAAUUUCCAGUUACAAAGUCUGGAAUCCCAGCACCUGGAAUCCAGAAUCCACGGCAUGGAUUCCAGGAUCCAUGACUGUCUUGGAUUCCCUUACUUGUGGCGAUUAAUAGUAUCCACUGGAAUGUGUAGUUUUGCACACAGUCCUUAUUUGGAUGGUAACUCAACACUCAUACAGCCAACGUAAAGGAGCGCGAAAGACAUUACCUAUUACGUACAACGUAGUGGACAUUUUAAAUGCAUUUGUUGACAUUUGUUAUGGAAGAAGAGGGUUAGGGGUGUUACAUGUAAAUGGCGGUUCCAUUUAAACAAUAUUGCCAUCAGCUUAUUAGGGCUAAAAAUUCAGGGGGCCUUGGCUUAUUUUGAGAAACUCUUCAAAUUCUCAGUUUAACACCACUGAAUUUCCCCGCCAAAUAGAGUCUGGGAAACGAGCGCAGAAAUUCCAUGCAGAUGACGUGUCUGGGUAGUGCCUCUGAUUGGUUGAAACAAAUUGUCUGCUCGCGAAACGACCAAUCAGAACAGUUCCCAGAUCUGGGUUGUGACACAUCGUCGGAAUGGAAUUUCUGUACACGUUUCUCAGACGUCAUUUCGCGGGGAAACCAGCGAGGGGUGGCGUUGAGAAAUCUCGGCUGUUUUUUGUAGCAUUGAAACAGUGAUUAUUCCGGUCAUAAUUUGCCUUUGUUUGCCUACAUUACCGCUCAAAGACUCGGGGACCAAUUAUAUUUUUGUGUUUCAUAUAAUUAGUAUUGAUAAUCAAAGCAUAUAGUUAAUGCUUGCUAGUUUUGCUGUGGAGAGAAAUAUUAGGAUAAAGAAAGCAUCUCCUUGCCAUUGUCAUUUUAAAUAUGUAGCAAUAUAAGUCUUUUAAUAAGCUAAAGAAAACUUGUUAUGAGUAAAAUUAAAUUUGACUUUCUUGAUCUUAGUCAAGCGAGCAAAAUUUUCAAAAUAUAUCUGUAAAUAGUUAUUUAUUAAGAGGCACCCCAGUUCGCCGACUAUUUUCAUUUUCAUUAAGUACUAACAUACUGGCUUUAUAUCAACCACAUUUAAUUUCUCGUUUUAACCCUUUCGAAACAGUUAGAAGCAGUGGAAAGAAAAUAUUUCUCUAUUUUCGUACCACCGUACGGUUUGCACCCCAACACAUCAAAAUUCUGCAAUAACCACAGGCGUCCCAAGCUCACGUUACUAGCUGUUACGUACAUUAACUUUCUCACAACGGAGUCGGUGUCGCGUUACUUGGUAUAAGAAAUAAAAUACAGGAGUACCCAACGACACUUGAAAAAUUUCAAAAGUGAUUGGAUAUCGCUCCCAGUAAUAUUUUAACAGUCACUAAUUGUUUUUUGGUUGAUUAUUAACUUUUCUGGCAAAAUUACAUCCGCUUCCCAAGGCCAGCUAGAGCUACAAGUACAUUUGAAAGUACAAUAUCCAGCCAGGAUCUUUACCUUAAGGGCUUUUCCCAGCCAGGAUUUUUACCAAAAAGGCGUGUCCUUAGCCAGGAAUGUCUCUUUUUUCCCUUUUUUGCCAGCAAAAAAAAAGGUAACCGACAUUUAGCCAGCCAGGAAAAUAAAUUGAGCCAUUUUAUCCGGGUGAUACGACUUUGUAUGAGAAAUAAAAUACUGAGGCCUGUGCGAACGCUAAAUAUCAUUACCCUUACUUAUUUCUCUAC